Messenger RNA from Xyrichtys novacula (pearly razorfish), 57654 nucleotides. The record is from the annotation of a GenBank genome assembly. Lineage: Eukaryota; Metazoa; Chordata; Actinopteri; Labriformes; Labridae.
CAAACCAAAAAUAAGGUUCUAAUAAGAUGCUUUAGAAGACGUGAUCUCAAACCCAGAAACAUGGUUCCAAAGGUGCUUUCAAAGAGUUGUUCUCAAACAAAAAAGGUUCAAAAGGUGCUUUCAAAAUGCUUGUUCUUAAACUCAGAAACAUGGUUCAGAAGGUGCUUUCCAAAGUAUGAUUUCAAAACAAAAAAAAAUUCUAAAAAGGUGCUUUUCAAAAACUUGAUCUCAAACCAAAAAAGGCUUGAAACGUGCUUAAAAAAUCUUUAUCUCAAACCAAAAAAGGCUUGAAAAGGUGCUUUCAAAAUCUUGAUCUCAAAAAAAGGCUUCAAAAAAAGGUGCUUUCAAAAUCUUUCUCAAACCAAAAAUCAAGGUCCAAAGGUGCUUUAAAAAACUUGAUCUCAAACCAAAAAUAAGGUUCUAAUAAGAUGCUUUAGAAGACGUGAUCUCAAACCCAGAAACAUGGUUCCAAAGGUGCUUUCAAAGAGUUGUUCUCAAACAAAAAGGUUCAAAACGUGCUUUCAAAGACUUGUUCUCAAACAAAAGGGUUUAAAAGGUGCUUUCAAAGACUUGUUCUCAAACCCAGAAACAUGGUUCAGAAAGUGCUUUUCAAGGUAUGAUUUCAAACAAAAGGUGCUUUCAAAAACUUGAUCUCAAACCAAAUUCAAGGUUCCCAAAUGUGCUUUAAAAGACUUUAUCUCAAACCCAGAAACAAGUUUCUGACAGGUGCUUUAAAAGACUUGUUCUCAAAAAAAGGCUUCAAAAAAAGGUGCUUUCAAAGACUUGUACUCAUACCAAAAAGGGCUCGAAAGUUGCUUUUCAAGGAUUGAUCGCAAACAAACAAAAAGGUUUGAAAGGUGCUUUCAAAGAUUUAAUUUAAAAAAAAAAAUUAAGGUGUUUUCAAAGCCUUAGUCUCAAACCAAAAAAGCUUCAAAAGGUGCUUUAAAAUACUUUACCUCAAACCCCAAAAAAGUUUUAAAAGUUGCUCCAAGGACUUGAUCUUAAACCCAAAAUACAAGGUCUAAAAAGGUGCUUAAAAAAACUGGUUCUUAAACAAGCAAAGACGGUAUGUUAAAAGUCUGCUCUCAAAAGGUCUGUCAAAGCAACUUCAGCAAAAUCACUAUCAACCAAAACCAAGUUUCAAAACUACCAACAUCGCAACAACCGUCAAAGUGCUUCCAAAGGAUCCAACGGAAACAACAACAAGACAGCAACGUUUGCAACACUAAACAGAACGAGGACAAUAAACAAACUGUGUAGAUCCUCCAACUGUUUUUGUUAACUUUAGUUUUUCUUAUUUUUAUUUAUUCUUUGUAUUUUUGUGAACCUUUGAAUCUCUGAAAUGGAAUCCUUGAACUGUGCUUGUCAUGAUCUGCAUGUGUUGUACUUUUUUUUUUUUUUUUUAAACUCAUUUAUUUUCUGUAUGUUUGGCCAUGUUUCUUUGGGUGCAUAUGUAUGUCUGCUUUCCUCCGAACAUAAGCAGGUCUGGCGAGGUGACCACUCUUUUCCUGGAGGAACUGUUGCUGCAGAAACUCAAAGUGCCGCCUUCCUGUUCCGUCUGGGAAAUCCAAGGGUGGUCAUCUUGUUGAAGGUAAGAUGAACUUUUUGACGUUAUGUUUUCACCAAAGUAACCACAAGAAAGCAUGUAAGAAACCAGGUCCUGCAUUCUGAUAACUUCAUCCAUAUUCAGUUUCAAACAGAUUUUCUAAUGCUGCACCUCACCUUCACUGUUUUUAAGUCGAGUAUUUUCUGCAUUUGUAUGUGUGUCUCUCUCCUUUUCCCCAACCAUCACAGAAGUGAGCAUCUGCAGUGUUGAACCUGGCAACCACCAACAUCUUCAGGAAGGAUCUAGAUCACCUCUAAAGAGACGAAGUCAGGUAUCCUUGUGCUGCAGGUAAGAUGAGACAGGGAACACCACUUAACACACUGUCCUAUUGUCACCCAAAAGUCUGAAUGCUUCAACUCCAGAAACAACUUUUCUCUGGUUAUUAAAUCGUUUUCACAAAGGUGCAAUGUGACGUGGGUGUGCCUCAGCUGUUCUCCCAAAGUUAAGGCCCACUUGAGCUCGAUCUUUGCCUGUUUUUAUGUUGAUAACAUGUAAGGCUGGGUCAGUGUUUCCAAUGUUGUGACUGUAACCUCUCUUCAAAAACCAGUAGGUGAAUGUCUCUAUUGAAACACAACAGCUGAAACAGUCACAAUACUCUGAUGCAAAGAUGCAACAACACAAGGUUCAAUGAUCAAAAACACAACAAACCAAAAACAAGGUUUAAAAGGUGUUUUCAGCUAAACAACCACAAACCAACAAGGUUCACAACGAUGCGUUCAAAGACAAUAUGGAAACGGACAACAAGGUUCAUGAGGUGUUUUCAGGGACAUGAUGGUAACACAAACAAGGUUUAAAUGGUGCUUUCAAGGACCCAACAACAAGGUUUAAAUGGUGCUUUCAAUGACAAAAGGGCAAAUCAACAAGGUUUAAAUGGUGCCCACAGGGACGCAAUGGUAAUACAAGGUUUAGAUGCUGCUUUCAAUGACAAAAGGGAAAACCACCAACAAGGUGCAAAAGGUGGUUUUAACUCAAAAGCUUAACAACAGUCUAAAAUCAAGAAAUGCUGAAAAAACUAAAUCAAAAUCAAACCAAAAAAAGAAAAUUCACAACCAACCGGAGAAUAGUUCAGCAUCACUCAAGGUUAAAAGGGUUUUAUGACUUUAAAAAGGUUAUUUCUGUUUUCAUGAAACUUGGUUAGCAUGAAAAUGUCAAAAAAAUGUCAGUUGCAAGUUUUUCAAAUACUUGCUGAGCCCACCACUAAAACAACAAAAUCCAAAAAGCAAAACAAAAACUCUUAAGGAAACAACAAAUCAGCGAAGUUCACUCAGUUCUCAAAAAGGAAACCAACUCAACAAGGACAACCUCAACAUCAACUACAACUUCAGGCCUCACCAUCUCCUCUGCAGCUUCAACUAACAUGAGGGGGACAAUGAAGUGUUAUCAUAAAAUGUAAUUUUGUUUGUUUUUUUUAGGGUUUUUUUUUUGUUUGUUUCUGUCUUUUUGACCCUCCAGUCUCUGUAAAAAUCUAAGAUGUUUGUUUUCUUUCCUUUUUUUUUUUUUUUUUUUGUGGGGUUUUCUUUUUUUUGUUGUUUUGUUUCUUUUUGACCCUCCAGUCUCUGUGAAAAUCUGAAAUCUGUACUUGUGGUUUUUUGUGUCCUGUUAUUCUGUACGAGGUUUUUAUACCUCCCUUUGGCUGCACAUGUAUGUCUCUGCUUUUCCCCUAAACAUGAUGGAGGUGUCGAGCCAUGGCGUUGGAUGUGCUGACCACCACAGGGUUCCACCAGGGAGGCUGCCCCACUUCGAUGUGCUGCUCCUCCAUCCAGACUGGGAAGUUUUUAAGAGUCACCGUCAAACUGAAGGUAUCUGAAGUUCUUUUUUAAUGAUUCUGAUAUCAUAUUUUUAUCUGAGAGUUCUUGUAUUUGUCUUCACUGGAGGUCCAAAACUCCAGCUUUUCUGGGGGUUUGUAUAUGCCCGAGAGAAACUUGAUUUUAAAUCUGUCUGAAUCUUUUAAGUCUGUUUUCGAUGUAGUGACUCAUCUUUCUGCUUCUCCAAAAUCUAUUUUGUGUUGUUACAGAGUCUACAUCCAUGAAGACCCUGGCAGACCCCAUCACCUGCUGGACUCCGAGCCUCUGCACACUGGGUUACAGGUGAGCAUGGCGUACAGAUAUCACCACCUACAAAAGGAACCUGGUUUUAUCUGAUGCAUCCAGAUUUUCUAAUCUCUGCCAAUUUUAAUCUCUCCCAAACACCAGUGGUUUGCCCACUUUGAGGGACGGAUCUUCUUCAUUCUGGACCCCUUAACUGAAGUCUGCACCAGCACAGAAACCUGCCCCUUGACACCAUCGGACUCUACCAGAUGCCGUGGGCGCCAUCCCCAAGGAACCGGUACAUUAAACAGAGAAUGAUUCACUUGUAGGUUAAAGACUGUGCCGGUCUUGCUUGGUCUUGCUUGUUUCAGUCAAAGUUUUAUGGUGAUAAAUUGAUGUUAACAGUCCACUAACUGGAAUCCCUGUCUGCCUUCUGUAGUCACCACCCUGCAGGCGGACUUCCUGUCUCACUGUGAGCCCGUAGACCUUCAACCUCUUCCAGAAAACCCUUACUCAGGACAUGGUGAGUGCGCUUUUCUCUUUCAGGCGCUACUUUGAGGAGCACACAUGAGCAGCUUUCUUAAAUCCUUCGAACAGAUGAGUCCGUUAAGAUGAUGAUAGUUGGAUGUUUUUACUCGAUGGGCACAGAUAAACCCCCACAACCCAUGAAGAGUGCAAGCUUUGCUAUGUCACUGUCACUUUAUAGAUCUCCUCCACCUUUAUAUCGCUGACAUUAUCAGUAUUAUUGACAUUAUAGGAUUAUCACUGAGACCUUUUCUGACUGAUAGAAAACUAAAUGAAAACGAGGCAGAAUAUUCACUCAUGACAGUUUUCUUCAUUUACAGGAGGAUACUCGAGUCUCGACUGAGGACCCAGUGAUGAAGAUGGAUGACCUGUCUGUGACACAAGGGUCAUAGAGGAUAGUUCUGUACUGAUGAAUCUAUUAUAAAUUAUUCAUCUGUUUGACCAGAUGAUGUGUUGUUAAACUUGCUAACAUUUGAGUUUCUUUGGUGCAAACCUGUAAGAUCAACAGCUAGUAGAGUCUUCUUACAAUUGUAACCAGGUGGUUUUUGUGUUGUACUGAAUUUGAUUUCUCAUUAUAUUUAUAAAACUAAAUGUUUAAUCUGAGCUUCAUUUAUGGCUUAAACUUUGUUAAAUGGAGGCUGAAACUGUGACAGCAUGUAGAGAGCUUUUUGUCCACUGGGGUUUUUUCCCUUCAAUAUUUUUCCCCAGCUGGUUUUUCAUCUCUACCUCCACCAAACUCACUCUGUACACAAAGCUUGUCUUAAAUUUCAUCUUUUUGGAUGCACAUAUUCUAUUUUGCUCAUAUUGCUUUGUCUUUAUUUUGUUCAUUUUUCUGUCAUGCUUUAUUCCUCUCUCUGCUCCAUGUUUUUUUGCAUUUGUAUUACACAUAUAACUAACUUUUCACAUAUUUUGUCUGAGUCAAUAACUCUCUGACAGUGAAAUACCGUGAUUGUGUUUGGUAAAACUUGUCAACUUGCCUCUGUUUUUAAAUAAAGUUUUGUUUAAAUGGAAUCAAAAACUUUUCUCUGGAGGUCAGUUUUUUAUUUUGAUAACAUGCACAGUAGGUUAGAAAGUUUUAAAAUCAGACGUUUCUCACUUCAGUUCAACUGAAGUGAGAAACAGCACUGCCAGUCGAGCAGCCAGCGAACGAGGGACUGCAUGCAUCGGCACCUGUGCUGAACGAAUCACGCUUUGAACUACACUCUGGAAUUAUUUUUGUCAGACAAAACGACUUUUUUUGUUCUUCUUACUGCUUAAUUGCCACCACAACAACUUGCAUACAAUAGGACACAGCAUGUAACAAGUCGUGCAUUAAACCUGCAGCAUCCUAUCAUCGCAGCGGUUUGCGAGGGAACGGUGCAUGUUCAGUUUGAAUUCUUCUAAACGUUCAGUGAACGAAUCACUCACUGAGCCCAAUUUACUGAGCAGACCUGAUAAAUAGCAUACCAUAGAACAGUACACAUCAUGACUCAUAAACAAGUUCAUUUUUACAAACCUGAAGCUAUGUAUUGAACUGAAUCCUGAACUGUUCAGCUGUGUAUCAGUUCAGAAGAUCGUAGUCGCAGACUUCUCCCGCUAAACUAUUCGGUGAUUUGGUGAACGAAUCUUUUUAGUGAACUGAUUCUAGUGAUUCAGUACAUGUAAAAGAACUGCCAUGCCCACCACUAAUUGAAAUCUGAUCCUGUCCUGCUUGGUGGCAGACCCAAACCCAAAAAUUUAACUCUAUUACUUUCAUAUUAUUCUUACUUUUGCUAACUUAUCUUCGCCUACCUCUAUUGUAACUCUGUUUGAGGCACCUUCCGAAGUUCAACUUUUAUUUGCCUUUUUCUUAAACAAGUGCAAUAAUAUUAGCUACCAUAAGGUGGAGCUGCAUAACCAGUAAUGAGGCUGUAACCUCCCUGGUUUACCUGUCAAUCUGCAUACAGCAACAGGCAGGCAAAAUUAAGAGGUUACACAACCCUGAAGACCAGCCAAAAUGUCAUUUUUUGAAUCUCCUUUUGGUGUAACUUUAUGUUUUUCAUAUUGUUUUUAUUUUGUCAUUAACACACCCAAGUUUUCCUAUACUGAUUUCUACUUCGCCUUUUGGACACGUCCUGUUUUAUCAGGGGUUAAUUUCCUUUCAUUUCUUCAAUAUCUACUGUGUUAGAGGUAGUUGCUUCAGCGUAAUGCCGUCUGCUCCCCUUUUCUCUCAUGUUCACACAUAGCUACACCAAAACAAACAACACAACAACAACAACAACAGGAAGCAGGUUGCAACCAUAGCAACGGCACCGGUGCGCUGUUCUCCUUAAAGUGGUGUGGAUGGAAAGCAGAGGGCUUCUGCUGCUUUGAACUCCACACUCCUGCCUCCCCCGCCGCCGCCCUGUCUCUCCAGCCCCGAGGUACUGGGAGUGUCCAUCUGCGUGUCUGCCUGUUCGUUUCUCUCUUUGCCUGCAUGUGAUGGACGAGGCAGAGGACAGCGAGGAGGAGCCCAAAUUCCAGCGUCUUCGACCAGCACCCCAACUACCCGAGGAUGGUGGGAGCGGCGGAGGAACCACGAUGGAGAAAUUAACGCCAGGAGGCGGGGCCGCGUCCGCCGCGCGCAAAAACUCCAACAACAAUGAGCUGUGGCUCCUGGCAGACGAGGACUCCACACCUGUCAGUGUCAGUGGCAGCAGAGCCUGUGCUCUGCUGUGCCAGAGGGCUGCUGUUUCUGCUGGCGGCGCACAGUCUGGAGAGACAGUCUCAGAGGCAGACGCGAGGAGAGAAGUAGCCAUCGGAAUGAUAUGCAACAAAAACGGAGAUUGUAGAAGGGACCCGACCAGUUCAGGGAGCCUCUCCUCUCUCAUCUCCAAGCAGGAGAGGCAAGCAGAUGGAGGAGUAGUGGGGGAGGAUUGUAAGGGGCAGGCUGCAAUCAUGGAUGGCUCCAUCACCUCAGCGGGGUCCCUAAAUCAGGGGCCCGGGGCCGAGGUCAAGAGCGCGAUGGAGAAAAAGGACUCCAGAGUCUCCUUCUCCAACGCCCCAGCAAGUAAAGGACAGACUCCAAGUCAGCAGUCGAGGAACUCUGUGACAUUCUCCAAAGCUGAGGAUGGCUCCCAGAUCGUGCCGGAUGAUGGAGACUCCAGGGGGAAUCAGACGUACAUGCAGCGGCAGUUCAGCUCCAUGCUUCAGCCCGGGGUGAACAAGUUCUCCCUGCGCAUGUUUGGCAGCCAAAAGGCUGUGGAGAAGGAACAAGAGCGCGUCAAGUCAGCGGGUAACUGGAUUAUCCACCCAUACAGCGACUUCAGGUAUGGGUCAAACUGAGUUAAGUUUAUGAGCAGUUCUUGGAAUAGCUGUAUACCGCAAUUCUCCGCAUAUAAAACCAGCAAACCCAAGUAUAACCGACAUUUAUUCUGCGCAGUCAUCUGGGGGAAAGACUGGAAACUUUCAGGGGCGCCGAAAGACUGAAAAUGGUCUUCGGAAACCAAAUCUAUUAAACUUGUACACAUGGAGGCGUAUAAGACUCAUUCAAACGUAGAAUCUUUCAUUUUAAGUGACUACUUUUUUAUUUUCAGGAUCAGUGAUUUGAUAUUGGCGACUUUGUAAGACAUCUGUGUUAAAGUCUGACUUUCACUUGCAUACAUUACGAAAAAAUGCAAAUUAUUGUUGUUUUUUUUUACAAGCAACUCGUCUGACCAUCACUUUACUUAUUGACUUUUAAGCAUGUUACCAGUUGGACAAAUUACAGUGUAUAGGGUUUAAAAGUGUCCUAACAUCUGUUUCAGUACCAAGGAGAGCUCCUUUUUGUUAUUUCUCCAUAAAAGACAAUUGAACUUUUUGAACCCUUGUGCCUUUUUGCUUUUAAAAUGCUCUGUAAUUGAAGAAUGGUGUGUGUUUUAGAGAGGGAAUAAUUUCAACGAACAUUUAAAAGUUUGCAGUAGCAAAUUUUCCGAGUCAGGUUAUGACUCAGCAACACUUUUUGAUCCUUUCCUCCCACUUAACUGAUUUGACAGCGGAAGAGCUUGAACUCUCAAAUUGAUCCAGACAAAAGCACACAGGGCUGCCACUUAGGAAUCAUUUUGUAAAAAAAUUAUCUGCCAGUUACUUUUUUGGUGAAUUUUAGAAAAUGGUAGUAUUGCAACUGUAGAUUUUCUUCUGUAGAUGGCUCAGAGAAAUAACAGCAAAUCAUUACUAAUAGGGUGAACUGGAAACACAGUGUGUUAGAUAUUUUUGCCUGUUGGUUGAUAGAUUAUAAAACAGCUGAGUAAUAAGUGCGAAGACAUCUCCUGGAUGAGGUUCAGUGUCACGGGUGUCUGUGUCCUUCGAUUUUGGGAUAAAUAUGCACCCAGCUUAUAUGUCAUGCAACAUCCCUGUGUGUCUGCUUGCCCUUGACUUUGCUGCGGCUUGUACAAGAGGUAUAAGUUACCUCACCAAGACAGGAUCCAUUGUAUGCAAUGAAAAAAAUAGAAGGUCUUAGUAUGAGGAGGGAAGCUCAAAUAGACCCCUCUUAGUCUCUAACCUUCCUCUCUUUGCUGAUUUCUCUCCAUCAGGUUUUACUGGGACUUCACCAUGCUCAUGUUCAUGGUGGGCAACUUGAUCAUCAUCCCAGUAGGCAUCACUUUCUUCAAAGACGAGACCACCACGCCCUGGAUCAUCUUCAACGUUGUAUCUGACACCUUCUUCCUCAUGGACCUGGUGCUGAACUUCAGGACAGGCAUCGUGUUUGAGGACAACACCGAGAUCAUUUUAGACCCCGAGAAGAUAAAGAAGAAGUACCUGAAGACCUGGUUUGUGGUGGACUUUGUCUCCUCCAUACCCGUGGAUUAUAUCUUCCUCAUUGUGGAGAAGGGCAUCGAUUCAGAGGUGUACAAGACAGCCCGAGCUCUCCGCAUCGUACGUUUUACAAAGAUCCUCAGUCUGCUGCGGCUGCUGAGGCUGUCCAGACUCAUCCGAUAUAUCCACCAGUGGGAGGAGGUAAGCUGGAAAAUAAUCCGGACAGUGAUUAAUCUGCUUUGUUUAUUAAGUAAGCGGAAUACAUGCUGUUAAUGGUGACAGAGUCAUGCUGCAGUGGUACAGGAAAUGAGCCAAAAACACAGAAGAAGCCGAGCAAAGCAUUAAUCUGGACAAUAUAUAUCAGCUAGUUUACUAGAAAUGUAUUGUGUUGAAUUUGAACAGUCAGGAAUUGCUUCUGGUUUUUAAAGAUGAACGAUAAAAGUCUAAAUGUAUUUAUUUUAGUUAUUGUGAAAGCCCAUGAAAGAGGACAACUCUAACUGAGUGAUAUUUAUAUUUUCUUUAAACCAGAAAUCUAGUCGAGCUUCAAAAAUCCAGAACAGGCCAUAUGAGAUCAUUUUUGUUUCCUUGCCAGACAAAAUUCCUCAAAUUUCUUCAAUAUUCAAGUCGACUUCAAAAAGUAAUUUAAGGUUCCUCUCAAAAAGAGUUGGUUCAAUGAUUGAGUAGCAUACUUAUUUUCAUCCUGAUACAUUUUUAAGCUCUGAAAAAAAGGACUGCCGGACAGUUAAUGGGUGUGCAAAAGUUUGUGUUUACUUCUCAGCUACUACCCACAAAGAUUUCUGCCAAGUCUAAUUUUCUAUGCUGUGGUGAUGAAUAUCUUCAAGCUUUACCACAAUAUAGAAUAUAAAUUUGUUUCUUCUUAAAACUGACGUGUAAAAACAUCAUAUGACAUGCAUCUGUGAAAACACUCACCUAUCACAUAGACAUGGACAACAUGGCAGGGACUAAUCAAAAACACUUGUCAGGGGAAGAGGUAUGUUCUUAAGAAACUUUACAUGUUUGUGAUCUGGUAUGAAUUGCUUACACAUGACGAGGAUCUGUCACAAAAUUUACUGGGUACUUCCUUGACCCGUGCCAAACCUGUCUGCCAAGUAUCCUGGAAACCCGGCCUUGAUAUUUCCCCCACUCUGCAGAUAAACAGACCAAACACAUAACCUCCUUGGCAGAGGUAAAAAGAGAAACUAGACAGUCUGCGCUUUAAUUAAUAAAGCAGUAUUGGAUUCAGAGCAGCAGUUUAUAUCAGUAUGCAUGUAAUUCUGUUUGUACGUUCAAAACAAUCCUCCCCUGUAUAAUUACUCACUGACACACAAAAAAAGGAGGUUUCACCAUGUUGUGUAACGAGGAGCCUGAUUGCUUGAUAAUACCUCACCAUAACCCAGUGUGUUAGUGCAGUAAGGGAUUCAAUGAAAUAUUUAUUUGGGCUUAUCAGAGGGGAAGUAGAAAGGGAUUUUCCAAGGAACUACAAGAACCACCAGGAUAUUGAUCUACUUUUUUAACAUUUCAUUUACAGGAAAUUCCCUAAAGUUCUUUAGAUUAAGGCUUUUCAUCCAAUCAAAAUAUCAAACAAUUGGAAAUGGACGCUCAAAGACUAGCUAAUGCAAGUACACUGCUUUCUGAUAACAUUACACAUCAGGAAAUAAGGUUUGUCUAUAGAUAGCUGCACUAUCCAUAAUGUACUUCUGUGGCACACAAACACAAUUAACCCCUUGCCUUCCUGUGUGCAUGCACUUGUGAGUACGAACUGUGAUUCCUUAUUUGGACUAACCCAGCAUCCAUGAAUGAACGUUGUGUGAUUCCUUGCUCUGAAAAUAACCACCACACGUCUGAUUACAGAGUGGUAAUUCAGGCCUGAUGAGAUCCCAGAUUACUGAGUCAAAUAUUCACAACCGAACGCUCCUUUGCUCUGACUCAGUCCUACGCUGAUCAGCUUAGUCCUGAGCUCUGCUCCGCUCAGCAUGAUCCAAACCCGGCUAGCUGUGUGUUUCACUUCUGCCUGGAUCAGCUCAGCUCGGCUCAGCUUAGCUUAGCUUAGCUCAGCUCGUUCCCCAAGGGGUUUCCCUAAAGAUCAUCUUAGUGUGGUGAUGAUUUCGCUGUUUAUCACAGCUAUGAGCCAAGCAAAUAGAGGAUACUGCUUUACAACCGUGCUCUUAAUUGUAAUUGAAUGAGCAGUGUGUGAGUUGACAUUAUCUUUGAAUAAAUUGAUGUGUGUGUUUGUUAUGCGACCAAAACAGGAGCAGAGAUAAGAGUUGUCAGAGUAAUUUCCUGGUAGAGGAAGCUCAUAUCAGGGCUCUUCACUCCCUCAAAGGAUGCCUUUUACGGGAGCUACACAGUGACGGUGAAUGAAGGGAGUAUAUGCAUGAGCAGUGGGGAUUAAACUCACCAGGUUCAACAGCUUUCCCCAAAUAACUUUAUUGAAACUGUCUGGAUCACGGUGUAUUUAACCAUCUGCAGUAGAAUAGAAAGUACUCCAUCAAGGCUGUGAGUUGUGGUUUUGGUAAUGUGGCUUGACCCAGAUAGUGGUGUGACAGUGACACAUAGCCAGGUGCUGUUCUGGUGUCAGGGGGGAACAUUAGUCCUGGAGCCUCAUUAAUCAUGAUGGGGAUGCUUCCUAAUCACAGGGCAGGGCCUCACAGCGUGUUUAUAUUUCACCCACACCAAAUUAGCCCAGACCAUUAGCCGGUAUAAGAAAUGCUUAAGCAGUAUCGAGAUUGGCUAUUUUGGGGUUUGGACUGAAUAAAAUUAUAGUCAAAGCUCAUUUAAAUGUAAAAUCAAAACCAUUCCACUUGUUGUACAUUAAAAAACAAACAAUUCCCUCUGGUUGUUAGCCUUGUAUUAGGAAUGUUGAAGUAGCUGAUCUAUAACCUUAAUAGUUGGCACAGACAUGGAGGUAAAGAGACAGAAGAGGUCAGCGAUUUAUGGAGAUUAUAUUUAAAGAUUUGAAAAUGAACAAUAAAAUCUGAAAUUGAAUCCUAAAGCCAGAAUGAGGGUAAUGUGUUAAUGUGUGAGAGAUGAGCCGCAGCAUUUUGGACUGACUGUAGGUUUGCAAGGGAGGCCUUAACAACAAAUUGAAGUGCAUUAGAGUUAUCCUUGCUGGCUGACAUAAAGGCAGGUUUAAUGCGGAGUAAUCUGGUGUGAAAACAAUCUUAAUCCCAAAUAAAAAGCCUCAGAUGGUCACUGGAUUUAACAAGUUUUUACUUUAUCCCAUUUAAAACCACUUGCCAAUGUGAUGCCAGGUCCAUAAAAGGGACCUCACAGGCACCACAGUGUCCAUGCAGCGUGACUUUGGUUUUACUUUCAUUAAACUGCCAUUAAACUGGACUGUAAUGUCUUAAGACACUCCAGCACAUGUACCAAGGAGCUGCCAUCAUUUCUUUGUUGGGGGGGAGGUAAAUUGGUAAGGGAUCCUCUUAAGGGCCUGUGUCUGCUGUGGGGUUUUUACACUGGCAUUGCCUUUUUACUCUGAUUAUUAAGUCAAAGCAGUUCAGCCUUUUCGGGACUUAGCUAAGUGCAAAAUCACCCAGAGUGUCAGCUGCUUUUUGUUGUUGUAUUCACAGCUCUCUCAGCUGAAAAAAGUUCAAUUGUAAGAACAUGACUAAGGUUGUCAAUGUCACUUCUGCCUUACCGGCCAAUCAAAAUCAAGCUGGGUUUAAACGUCUCAUAUCAACUUUGUCAACAAUGAUGGAGAAGAAUAUAUGUUUUUUGUUUUUUCACUCAGUGGUACAGUAGUUUGGUCUGAAACUGCUGUUAAUGCCAGGACACAAGUCUUUUCUGUGUUAUUUAUUUAUUUUCUCAGAGUUUCUGUGUGAAACUCCCACCUUGUGUGGAUUUUGGUGCCCCCUGUAGACAAAGUGAUCUAUGCAGAUUUUGUUCUAUGCAUGUGUGAUUAUUAUUUUUGACCAAAAAUCUCACCCUGAACUCUUUUUGCAGUAAAAAGUCUAACUUUUUGGUAAUUUGUGGAUUGUGUAAAAAAAGGUUGCAUCAGCAGCAUUUAUCACUUGCUCUGACACUAGUGGUUUCAGACUUUAAAAAAGUUUGUUUUAAAGCUUAAAGAAAAUGCAAAUAAUAAGAAAUGUAAGACACACUCAAAACGAAAAAAAAAAGGACAGCAGAAGUGCCGUGGGCUGACUUUAACCUAUAGCAAGCAAUAAGUGUCAGCGAAAAGUGCUCUGAUAUCAGGAUCAUGUGGGCUGCCAGUGCUGGAAUUGAAGUCAGUGGACAGAGGGCUUAAAGGAGUCUUAAGGUGGUAAGCGAUGUCAUGGUUUUUAUAAAAAUGUCCCAGAGGGAUAAGGUAAAGAAAUAAGAGAAUGGACCCACUGAUUAAACCUUGGGGCUAGAAGGGUAGAUGAAGAGUGCAAGAGUGUAAUGCAGAGUGUUCAAGUCUUACUAGUCGACAUCUCUAUUCACUGUAUGUUCAGUCAGAGAAUGCAGAGGAGUCAAAGUCUGUGUGAAUCAGCUUAGAAAGACCUGAAUCUAAUACGACACAUUUAUAUUUGAUACAUGACGGAUAAAGAGAGGAUGUUAAAAUGUUAUAGACUAUUUAAAGGGUUAAUUAUACAAAAAAAGGGACAAAGAUUUAUUUGAAUAGGGCAAAUGGAUCAAAACAAGGCCUAGUUUAAGAGGAUAGAGAAACGGGGAUAUAAUACAUGUGUGUUGGUCAGCUUGGAUGAAGGAAUAUGUUAAACAGGUUGGCUUUGUUUUGGCACUCUUAUCAACAAGGGACAUUGGCACCCCAGGGUUUCUCUAGGAGGCAGCUUUUGAAAUUCAAGAGAGCGCUGAGUUUAGGGCAGUGAGGUCUCUGAGGUGAAAGGAUGAGUCACUGAAAGUCCCGAAUUGGCUGCUCCCAAACUGUAAAUUCACAACAGCAGAUGCCUGUUCACGUCUCCAGACACACAUACACACAGUAUCUGGCCUAGUUCAAAUGCAGGACGGUUCUCUUGUCUCAAGUGAGAAAGACGCAUUUUUUGAAUAAAAGAAACCAUCAAAUUGGACCAUAAAAGUGCCUCCCAGUAUUCAUGAAUAUCCACAUAUAAUAUUCAGAUAUACAGUGUGUGCUGCAUUUGGCCUACUUCCAAUCCCUUGUAUGACGACUCUUUGUCCCUUGUGAGAGAUGGGCUUUUGCUUACAGUUUAGUGGAGCUUCCAGUUAGUCCAGCUAAGCAAGGAUUACAAACCAGUGCACACACAUGCAUGUAAAAGCUACACUCACACACAAACACACUGAGUGGUAACAAGGCCACGGCACGCUGCCAACACAGCCACAGUGUGUUUGGUUUAUGAAGCUGUGACCACAACAGCGUCUCCACACAAAUGAGCUGUCUUACCUGAGGGGAGUAUAUUUGACAAACAGCAGAGAGGGGCCAGUCUGGUUAGCUGACCAAAGCUUUCUGUGGCCAAUGAGGAUUUUUUUCUUUUUUUUUUUAUGAAUGGGUGUUAGCCACAGACUGUGUGCUUUUCCCAGUAUUGUACUUGGUUAUGUUACAGAGCAGUAGGCCUGAAAUGCCAAGAGAAGAAAUAACUAACAACACACCUAGCUGAACCCAGAUUUACCCAUGUUGCUCGACAACUGACAGCUUUAACCCUCAUUUAAUGUUGGUGUUAUUGAUUAUACUUGACUUCAUUAUGUACUGAUGAAUCAUUAGCACACCCAGCAAGUAUUUCAACAAACUUUUCCUCCAUACUUUCCUUAGGGCCAGGGGUUUUUCAAAAAGCCAGAGUUGUUGCCAAUAAUUUGAGAGCAGGCUGGCCAAUGGGUGAUAUAUACCACCAAUAUCCAAAGAUAACACUCAUUAUUUUUAUAUGAUGCAACUGUAUUGUCCCAUACUUCAUUACAGAUUGUAUAUCAAACCCUACAGAGUAACUAUUCUAAAUUUAGACAUGCUGUCAUUUAGGAUGGGGAAAAUGAGUUUCCUUUCAGGGAGGUGUCGGCACUGCUAAACGUCAGCCAUACUGAAGAGACUGCCUGCAGUGUCCGCAGACAUUAUUUCCUUAUUAUCUCAAAUCGUCAUUAACUGGCCCAAUAAAUUGGUCUAACUCUCCAUAGGGCAGAUUUUACAUCAGAAGAACUACAUGUAAUUUAAAAGGAGAUUCACAUUUGUGCUAAACAAACCCAUUACCCAAUUAGCUUCAUGUGCUUUUCUAAGUAUUGAUUAGCUUCUUGUUGCAGUUUUAGGGUCCGUGAUUUCUGGUUCAGUCUCACUGUUUUGUAGCACUGCUGUUUUCCAAACACAGAAAAGAGGUGGUUUUGAAAAUAGAAACCUCUAAAGCCCUCUAUUUACUGCCUGCUCUGCAUCAAAGCGCACACUAACAAAGCACGCUAGCAACAAAAAUAGAGCAAAAAGAAAAAAAAAAUGUGAUUAUUGGACAUAAUUAGCCAGGUGGCCAGAAACACAACUCUAAAUGAAUGCUAAUGUUGUUAGCUGUAUAAAUAGAGAACAGUAUGCUAACAGAGCUGUCAUAUUCAUUAUACAACAAUAUCUCAAUGUUAUGUUUGUUAUCUUUUCUGCUGGUUUUAAUAGAGAAAUAAAAUUAGCAUAUAGAUUUGAGAGUAAGACGUGAGCUAAACUGCAGUACGAACAUACUGUAUAAGGUGUCGCAGGGUUAGCCAACACUUUGAUUCAGGAAAUGCUGCUUUGAAUGGUUUGAUUGAGCUCAUAAUGAGAUCCUUUUGCAAACAUAACAACUACUUUAGCUAUAUCUCCUGGUAGUUAAACUAAAUAAUGAUAUUGAGAUGUACUGUAAUAAUAUGCAUACCUAACCAGACCAACAAAAGUGCCCUUUAUGAUUGCAAUACAGCAAAACUCCCAGACUAACUCAUCCUUGGUUAAACAAUCUCAGACUGCAGAAAUAAAAUUCCCUUCAUUCAUCUGUGUCUUUUUUUCCUCCUUUCUGUCUCUGUCUGCCCAUCUCUUUUCCUCCUGACAGAUCUUCCACAUGACCUAUGACCUGGCGAGCGCUGUGAUGCGAAUAUUCAACCUGAUUGGUAUGAUGCUGCUGCUGUGUCACUGGGAUGGCUGUCUCCAGUUCCUUGUUCCCAUGCUGCAGGACUUCCCCUCUGACUGCUGGGUCUCCCUCAACAAGAUGGUGGUAAGCAAAAUGCACUGUGUGUGUGUGUGUGUGUUUGUGUUAGUGGGGAGUCUUAAAAAAGUGUAGCAGAAAAUCCCAGCAAAAGCGGAGUAUAAAACUAUCCCCCAUUGAGAAAAAGAAGUGUUAUGUGCAGGUUGGGAAAUAGGUUUUAAUUAAAAUUAAGUGUCUGCACACACACACACCCCUACGCUCACCCACACGCACGCACACACGCUCGCACGCAUGCACCAUAGACCGGCCUCAUUUAAACCCUCUCUAGUUAAACCCAGGAGACAUGCAAGUGUACAGAAAACAGGGAUGAGAGACAAAAAAGGAGCCAUUUUUUCAUCAGUUAAUGCAGCAGUUUGUUUCCUCUGCUCUCCAGCCAGUCUCUUCUCUUUUUCCCCCCUUGUUUUGUUUUUUUAUAUCUCUUCUCAGAUGUCCCCCCUUUCCUUUUACCUGGCACGUAGUUUCUGACCAUCUGCUGACAGGCAGGCUAUUGAAGUAAAAGAAUUAUUACCAAAUGAUUGCCGUCAUGAAAGAAAAACUCUCCUCAGAACAAGUGGUGCACCACUUGAGCUUUAUGAAAAACAAUCAUCUUACUGUACAGUUAAUGACUGCUCAUUACUAAAAGUGUGUUUAAUUCUUAAAUGAAACUUUAACAAACUAACUUGCUCCUUCAACCUCUUGAACCCUGAUUAUUCUUCUUACGUCCCCUCUCAAAGUUCCUUGAGAACAAGACAAAAAAAAUCCACACAGAUAAUUAUGCUGCAUUCAUUAAUAAAAUCUCACAGUAUAAAAAACCACAGCCCCCAGGUGACCAAUAAAUACUUAAAACUAGAAGCAUAAUGAAGAUAUGAAUAAUUUUACUCCUGUUAUAUAGACGUUAAGAAUUGGAAACUGUGUCUGUAAUCUGCACCACGAAGAUUAUGAGAAGUAUAAUUUUCAAUGAGAGGCACUCUGCAAGAUAUCUUCAAUAAAAAAAUCUGCAAAUAUGAUCAGUGAGAGACAUUUUCCCUCUUCCUGCUUGCGCAACAUUAAUUUGUAAGUUUUAAUUUUGGUUUUGAAUGCCUUUAUUCAGAGAGGGUGAGACAGGAGAUCGAGCAGGAAACUAGGGAAGUGACAUAGAGAACAUACACAAACUCUCAUAGUGCCUGAAGAGCAGAGGUGUGUCCAAAUGUUUUUGACAAGGAGUGCCCAGAUUGGGCACUGCCUUAUGCAGGGGUGGGUUGAAGCAUGUGAGUGAACACUGAUCUAAAGUUCAUCCAUUAUUCAUUUAUUUCUGUAUUAACUCAACAUUUCUUCUUUAUCAGCCAAUAUCGGCCAGCUUCUCCCCUAAAGUUAUGAUUAGCUAUUUGCUUUGGGGGAGGGGUGACUUUAGUUUGAAUGAUUUAUUUGGGCUUUAUGACAGGCUUAUUUUUAAAGUUGAUGAUUUUAUACACAGACAUAUUACAGCUGCAUGGUAAGUGUUGGAAGUUAAAGCUCCUGUGAGGAACUUUUGGUUUGUGUCCUUUUUGGUAGCUUCCAUAGACUGUACAUACUAUAGACAACCUGCUUCCUCCUUCCGCCAGUAUACAGAUUUGAAGCCGAAAAGCUCUCGGUAAUUCAGCGUUUUUUCUCCAUUUCCUGAAACCAACAUUGCGCAGUAGCGUUGUACACAUUCGGCGGGAGAAUAGCUGACAGUCGCUGUGAUGACGCUCGGCUCAAACAGUGUAUCCCCUGGGUGAGCUAUGCAAUCUUCUGACGCCCAUAGGCUGUAUCAAGUGUCAUUAAUAGAAAACAUGAACCCCCUAAUAACUACUGAAAAUGGAGCUGUACAGAAAAAAAGAGGACUAACUACAUAUCAACAUCGCAACCAGGGGGGAGAAAAAAUUUAUAUUCUGUGUAAUAAAUUCCUAAAGUUUAUCCACAGCCCCAUAAGGAUGGCUAGAGGAGGCGGGACCUAUACUUACCUAUAUUUAUGACCUAUACUGUAGCCUGUCACCAGAGGGUGCUGUUCUUGAGGUGGCUUCACCCAGUGAGGAGGAAGAUGGUGUCCAUUCUAUAUACAGUCUAUGGUAGCAACCCCUGUGGAUGAAGUAGUCUUUGCUUAUCUUGUCUUUGACAUGCUUAAGUUGUGCUGUGUGACAAAAAAAUUGUACUCAGCUGACUUUUCACGGUAAAAUGUUGAUGUUUUUGUGAAUAUUUAGUCUGGAAAAUGUGAAAACUGGGACUUUUCUUUGGUAGACUAGACACCUACCAACUCACAAUAGUUUCAGGCUUUGAAAGUCACAAUUUGGAAACAUCAGUCUUAUCACUGAUGGUCUUGUUUACUUUUGUUUAUCAUAAAAAGGCAUCAAUAUGAAUUUCAGUCAGUUUGAUAAAUGCCAAAAAAAUCCUUGAAGGAUCUUUAAGGAAGAUAUGGUUAGUCAAGAUAGAGAAAUUCCAGCUGAUUGCACUUUAGUCGAAAGCCUGAGAACAACCCUGCAGGAAAGACGACCAACACAGACUAUUAAUGAAACAAUAGAAACUGAACACAACAAUAUUUCUGAACUGGCUUGAACAUUUCGUUUGUUAUCAAGGAGUGAUUGUGCAGAUGACGAGUCUUUGCUUCACAUCAGCGUCACCCGCUCUUCAAAGUGGCUUUUAAGAAGGUGCCGGUUGAUGUCUGGUUGACUGCUGCUUCAGAGGUAGCAUCAGAAGGUGCAGAUCAUUUUAACUUGCAUGUGAAUCAAACCGAUCUCUGAAAGAAGCAUCCCAUAAUGAUGUGUGUGUGUGUGGAAGUUCAGCAGACUGGAUAAUUCCUUCCUUCUGUCAGGAACAGACUGUUUCCUGAGCCGUUUGACGCUGCUGUUGCUAAAAAAGGUUUUAAAUUCCGAAAAAGUCCUUUGUGUCAUUUUUUAGCGUGGAAAUAUAUGACAUUGAGGCCUUCAGAAACUCUUGGAGACAUGGGUGCAUAUUUGUGUGUAUAGGUGUGUCUGUGUUUGAGUGUCGCCAGGAACAGAUACAUCACACACCCACUGACCCUGCAAGACAUCAUGAUUGUUUCGCUGUUGUUGCAGCUCCAGUUUCUCAUUUCAUCUCAGACCAUCUUUCUUUUUCCAUCUCCACCUCUCUCAGGACACGCACACACACAAAGACACACCCCCUCUAUCACUGUCGGGGCCAGUGGUUGAAGAGGUAUCUUAUACUUAGGUAAAAGGAGCAAUAUCAAUGUCUCUGUCACAAGCUCGAGUCAUUAAUCUUUUUGAGUGAAAGCAAAAUAUUCUACAUCAAAAACUCUUUUAGUACCAAAAGUAAAAGCGCAUGUUAUUGCAGAGCCCUCCAUUUGGGACAAGUUUUAUAAUACUAUUCGAUUUUGUGUACAUAAUGUCAGUUUGAAAACUCUCCAGUUAUACUCGAUGAUGGUUUUACUUUAUUUUGCGAUCAAACUAACUUCUUGAGACAUGAGAAUAGAUCUGAAAUUUAAAGUCCUACUCCAAUCUUUUUUUUUCUAGUGUUCUCAGUGGUCUUUAAAUUGUGAUUAUGAAGUUUUUAGCCAAAAUCAUGUUAUCUGUGUCAUUGUCAAGGGCUUUUCUUCUGCAGAGGUCCAGUAGGUCAUUAGGAAUUCACCUCUGAGUCGUGGGCGGAGACAGCGCUGCUCUGCACACUCCUCCUCGAGUUAGCUUGCAGCCUAAAAUUGCCGGUGUAGUAGAAGUAGUAGGUUACAUAGGAGCAAUACAGCUCUCGAACAUUAUUGUCUUGAGGGACAUGAUGAAAGUUAAUGUCAUAAUUAGCUUUCUUAAGAGCGUUGCAAUCAGCUAACGCACAUGCUUGUUCUGCGAUCGUCCUCUCUAUUAGUGGGGCACUGGGUGCGGAGCUUGGAUUUGCUCCGUAGGAAAUCUCACUGUAUCUGAUCCUGACAUUUGAAUCUGCGAGAGGUUCACAGUGCUUUGAAAACAGAAAUACUCAUAUAUGCAAUUUUGCACUUAUUUUACUCAUGAUAUGCCUUGUAGCAUCAGAAAAAUGCCAUAUGAACAUGUAGACAACAAGAAAAACAUGAUUUUCAUGGGAGUGGGUCUUUAAAGAUGCCAGAUGAAGCAAAACUACAUCGUAAGCACCUUGUUAUUUAUACAGAUCAAUUAAAAGCCAGAUAGAAUUGCUUCAUAGUUCAUGCAUUCUACCUCCUUUGCUCUCUCUACAUCGACAAUAUUUCUGCUUACUGGCGAGGCUUUCCAGGCAUGCACUAUGUGAGAAAUAUUUUUAAUGGCUGAAAAAAACCCCAUUAUUUUCAUAUUGCAAAAAUGUGUGUAUGAACAAAUGUUUAAGAGAGCAUAGAGCUUUAUGUUUUGCACAAUACCUGUGUUUACAGCAUGUCAGUCCUGAAUCUAGAAUGGUUUAAAAAAGCAUGACCUUAUUUUUGGCCUUUACAUUACAUUUCCCUAUCAAUAGUGUUUUCAAAGAUUACUUUACAUGCAAACCAAUUUGACUCAUUCCACUUACUGUUCGAUAGCUUAAAGAUUACUUAAUUUUUUAGCUGAACAGAUGAGCAGCACCUUGGAUAAUGUGUUGUUUUCCACUCCCAGUGGAGGCUGAGCCAUACUGUACACUCAAUUUUUUCUGACUUAGUUUGACCACUGAAGCACCUACAUUUCAGAUGUUAAAGGAUUUGUAUCCAGUCUAUCCAGAUAAAUAUGUAGUGAUGGAUUCUUUGUAGCGUACAAUCCUGGCUCUUAAGAUUUUGUACAGAUAUUUGUUUCUUCUAGUUUUACAGAAAAUAUCCUGUCUUUGUUGCACAACUUUUACCAUCUGCUCUGAAUGUACAGAACAUCUUCUUCCCUAUCUAAUGUCUAUGCAUCCAGUCCUUUCAUCUUCCCCUUCUCCCCGCCUGUCUAAUAUCCACUUUUCUCUUUGAUGCUUAGGCUCUAUCCCUGUUGUUUACGUCUGUGCUUCACUUUUUGAGUGAGAUGCCACAGUGCCAGGGAACACUCAUGAGGGUGUGGCAGCCUGGUGAGCUGUGCUGCUCUCCAUCUCAGGGUAAUCAAGGUCAGAGAUCCACUUCAGAGCUGUGUCCUAAAAAAGAGACACAGCGUUAAAUGAUCUUCUUUCUCGUGCUUCACCUCCAGCUGUCUGCUUGUGCUGGAUACUUUCUCGACUCCACCCCGCUUUCUCUUUACGUCAUCCAUGCACUUAGGAAUAUGGAUCUGCAACCAGAUAGAAACAACACGUGAUUUAUUCACAGGGGUACUCUCAUAUGCUCCGUGAUACCUGACUUGCGUAAGAGUAUACUAUUUCUGUCUAUAAAAAAGGGAAACCAUCAAAAGACGGUGUCCUUUUAACACUUUAACUUUACUCUGUAAUAUAUUCAGCAAGCUUCAAAACAAGGUCUUCUCUUCAAAACAAUCGCUGUGACUUGUAAAACAGAUGACUGCAGCAGCAGAGAGUGAUGUUAAUAAUAGGCUUGAUAAUCAGGAUCCUGCUGCAGGGUGAUCACAGAAUAAACCAAAAUCAACAUAACUCACUGUAUGUGGUCAGCAGCUAGUUUUGAUUGGCUGUUGAAUAAAUAGAAUUGUAAUAAAGCCUCUUCUCUUCUUCUCCUCACUUCUCUUCUCAUCAUCCCCUUGCUUAGUCUUGUUUAUGUAUUCAAUAUUUAUACUAAUAAGAGACAUUUAACCAAAGAAAAGUUGCUGUAAUUGCCGGAAUGACCCAAUUUGUGUGCAUUUGUGAUUAUAUUUGAAUGUAAACUGUGUCAUGCGUGUAAGGGUUGCUUUUCAGGAAAACCCUCCUGCUUUGACAGUUAGUGGAGAUAUACUCAACAUACUCAAUUACUGGGGUGAUCCAAGUGGCAGGCUGGCCUGUCAGUGUGCAUCAGUGUAAUGAGCAGUCUGUGUUAGUAAGUGUCUGUGAGGGUGUAGGUGUGUGAGUGAGUGACAACUGCCCUCUCUGAACCAACAUCUUUUAUACCAAAUAUGCUUAAAAGUGUGACAGAUCUCUAAAACACACCAUCAAUCUCUUGGUAGUUAUCUCUUUACUAUUUACAUAAUUUUCUCAUGGUUAUUAAUAAACUCGAUUGGCAUAUGAGUCCGCUGAUAUAAAGCUUAUGGGCUCAACACUGAUAUGAUUUCUGAUGUGCACUGAUACGACAAUUUUUGCCUUCAUAUCAGCAGAACAGGCACUGACUCCAUAUUUUAAAAUACUCAUAUAGUGCAGUCUUAGCUCAUGACCCAGAGCAUCACAGAUGGACUGACAGCGAUUGGCACCAAAACUGGUUGAAACCUUGUGAAUGGUAUUUUACAUAUCUCAGUGAAAGUAUCCAUUAAGAGUGGGGUUCAUUCUCUGCAAAUCAUGUCUGUGCAAAACUUGUGCACGAUCUAAGAGAAAAGGUCUUCUCUACCUCCAGCUCAUGAAUUGACUCAUGGUUGACAGGUGUAGCUUUUCACUAGCCACGUUUACAUGGGCAAAAUUCCUUGAUCUGAUUAAAAAUCUGAGGAAUCGGAUAAUGUGAAUCCACUGUUUAUAUGGGUGCAAAAUCAAAUAAAACAUCGCUAAAACAACCGCAGAAGAAGAGUAGUAUUGACGCUUGUGCAUGCAGAUGUGACAUCAUUACGCUGUAUGUACGCCUUGUUAUGUUAUCCGAGAAAGCAGACAUGACAGCUCCUGUGGUUGUGUUUUAUGCCAGAGUGUUAGUAAUGAAACCACCUGUACUGGCCUCAAUAAAUAAGCCAAAGACUAAAGAGUGAAGAUUGAGUCAGGUUAGAGAGUCAUGAUUGGAAUAAGUGUUUAAAUGGACGCGUUUUGGCAUAAACCACCCCUCUCGAUCGGAAUACAAUUUCUUUCUGUUUAAUCCGAAUUGGAUCAGAGUCUUCCGAUCAACAUAUUCACAACGCUUUUUUAUUCUGAUUCAGCAUUUAUUCUGAUUAUUUGUGCCCAUGUAAACACAGCUAAAGUUGGUCACUUUUUGGGGUAACUGCCAGCAAACCUAAUAGCAUACAGUAAGUUAUCAUAUCCUUUUUAAAGUAAUCUGCAGAGAGUUAAAGUUAAAAAGGAGACUCGUCUUUGAAACGUUUAUGUACAUAAUCAGUUCUGAAUCAUUUGAAAAAGUAAGGAUAGCCUAAAAAAAUACACCCGAUUGAGUAAAUACUUUGCAUCACUUUGGUGCUGUUCAGUGCAGCUUUAUUUGACUGGAAAAAUGCUUGAAUAUUUAAUGUUUCACUUCCCCCCCGGUGGCUGGUUGCAAUAAAGGUCAUAAACCAUACAGUUUGGCUUUUGCACUACAGUUUGGUCAGAAAUGGGUUUAGUUAAACACAUCAUCCAACUCAAGUUUAUGCAUCAUUACUAUUCAAACCCAAGCCUGAUAUUGAGCUGUUAAUGUUGGCAUUCAGAGUUGGUCCUGUGAAGUGUUUCCAUCACACACUGAAUCAUCUCGUAACUCUGUGUUUGGUUUUAAAUAAUGAAUACAAACAUGGACCAUCUGUAACUAAAUAAUUGAUGUUAAACUUACCAGCACAGUCUUUUAUGGCAUUUUACACACGGACAAUUCUGAAUGACUGAUUGAUUUGAUUGUAUUUCUAUUGAAAUGGUUACAGUGGAUCAAUAAUUCAUUACCAAGUUGCAUUAUUCUUUCACAUGUUAACCUUGGACCUUGUAUCCUGCCUUUUCAUUCUAGCCUUGUAGGUGAAAUUUGCUACAAUUGGUUCUUCUUUUAAAGCACAACUCAUUAUUUUUUUAUAAUUAUCUAACCAGAGGAAAUCAUCAACACCAGCUGAGGAUGUUGUAUUCAAAAGUAUAAGUCAUCAAAUCUAGGGCAGUAAAACAGGAAAUGAUCAUGAACUUCUUGGAGGUGAUUUUUGUGCUUGGUGUUUUACAUUAAUUUACCACUACUGUCUAUUUCUAGCACCAUUCUGUAACAAUAUUCAACGUAUUCAUAUCCAGUCAAUAAAGGUAGGCCAUAAGCAUACAAUAUAAUCUAAUCAAUCUAACAUCCACUUUGACUUCAAAGUUAGAGGCUUUGAUUUUAAGAGCCAAUCAUGAAUGUGAUUACUGUAAAUGGAAAACAUGUUGGAGACAAAACAUCUCCUUGAUUUAAACCAAAAUGGUGGGGAAACAAUCAUGGUAUAUAUUCACUGACCUGACUGAACAUACAAGCAACACAGUGUAACAACCUUUACUGUAGAAUUCCUCUUUUUAUCCCAUCAAAUGCCUUAAAUACAAUUCAUACAUGCAACUUUAGACUUCUACAUGUAGAUUUAAGAAUAAGUCAUACGCCACUUUUUGGGAAUAAUCCAAUGAUUAAAAAAACAAAGAAAUCCCGAAAUAACUUGUGAUACUGAACAGCACCGACGACUUUUAAACCUUCAUUUCAACUUUUGUCAGUUCCAGAUGCAUUUUCCUGUUUGCAUUUAUGUAUUACACUUUAUUAUUUUAUAUUUUUUAAACAUAUUCCCAUCAGUUGUUAAUCCAGUUUCUAUUACUUCUUUUCGGUUAAGUGAUUUCCUCAGGGUUAUGAAUUAUAUGAAUUAUUACACCCAGAAAAAAAGGUACAAAAUCCUUCUCCAACUUCAUAUGAUCCUUUAGGCAGAAACACAUUCCCCAUCAUGGUUUUACUUCCAUUAAAUUCUUUUAAAAUUUCUGAUUAAUUUUAGUGAAAGUAUAAUCCUCUUCAGCAAAAAACAACUUGGCUUUCAUUUUGAACAUCAGUAAAGACCAGUCAAAGGUCAUUUAGAUCCAUCACUCAGUCAAAAGUAGCCCUCUGAAUGAAGGGACAGUCGUUUAAAGCAAACCAGAAUUACCACGUUAGCUUGGUGUGGCAGAACACACUCCCUGUUUUAUACUCACCCUAUCAUGCAUCAUAAAUGUCCCAUACUCCCUCUGUGUUCCUCACUAACUGUAUUACAUACAAUUAGCCAUCAUCCACACUGAGCGGUGAAGAUCGAUGGUAAAUAUAAUGAACAAAAUAGCUAAUUUCAUUUAUAUCUCCCCACACGAUCUCUCACACAAACACACACUCACACCGGGUGGUAUCUCUGUAGAAAGAGUUUAUUGUGUUACUUUGAAGGCUGUAAUUUUCAGUAGUAAGAGAACCGGUUUUGUCUGUGUAUACAGUCAGUUUUAAUUAGCUGUUUUCUCAAACACAUCCUGACCAGUUACAGUGAGUUUUUAGGGGAUUUUCUACUCAUAUAGCCAAAUGUAGAGAAAAACCCAAACAUGCUUCUCUGCCUUUGAGAGUUUGAAUAAAUUACUCCCCCAGUAUUUCCCUGUGGCACGUAAAGCUUCUGCUUGCAGCUUGUUAGUGUAGCCCAGCCUGAGAACAGAAAAAUGCUGAGUCCAUUAUCUGGAGCCAUGAUGACUACAGUGGAGAUGACACCUUGUGAAGGGAAGUCAGAUAACACAGCAGAAAAACAGAGUCAGAACCAAAGUUAUAGCUACUAUGAGGAGUUUUUUGAUGGUCAUGAAACAGUUUGAAAUCAACACACAUGCCUCUUGUUGGCCCAGGAAAUCAAACAAAACCUUUGAGGACAAUAUGCAAUAUUUCCAGAUGAUCAUUUUUAGCAUUUGUAAUGGCUGCAAGAGGGUCGAUGACGAAGCAGAGAAGUAACAGCAGCAGAGAUGGGUGCAGAGAUUACACAGUACAAAAGUCCCUUUUUAAUACCACUAAUAUGUUUUUACAUUUUAAGCACAAUCGGGUUAUUGGGUAUGGACAGUGCAUGGUUAAUGAAGAGAGAGAGACUGACAAGCAUCCAACUAAAAAUGCUUCACACAGCAGCUGUGAUACUGUGUAUUAAAGGUGUGGUAGUCAGGCUCUGAGGAAGUGCCAGUUUUGGGGAGGACUCAUGAAUGUAAACACUACCCCUCCCAACCAGUUUUCCCCUCAGCUCCUCCUCUCCCCUCCCUCUCUGCUCCAGCAAGCCAAGCCUACAAACAGACACUUCUGCUCGCUCCUAUCGUUUCAAUUAAAUUCAGAUAUAAUGCAGAUAAAUACUUCAGAUAAUUACAAAUGGGGCCCAGUCAAUGUGAAAGUAAAAAGCACUGAUGCUACUGUAGAUGCCAACAAACUACCAGCAAACACAAUGUUUGCAGGACUUCUACAACUAGGAUUAAGUGACAUACUCCCAAGGUAAACAGUUUAGCGGCAGUGCAACACACAGCAUCCUCCAUCAUUGUUGACCCGGCUUCUAAGCACCAGUUAUUCCACCAGAGUCUCCAGUAUUUACUUUGUUUUCUUGAUUGUGUUGGUGGUCGUGGCUAAAGGAGGAUACAGACAAUUUUUUGGUGGGUUUCUACUAUCUGAUAUCGUAGCACGCUAACUUUGUUUGGGCUCCUGAAUGACACGGGGGAGCAGCGUCCGCUUCACAACCAAUCAAGAUGGGGAGGCGGGGAAUGGCUUUGUUUACAGUCAGAAAGAGCGGAGCGUUUUGACAUUUUAAAAUGUUGACUACAAAGACAUAACAAAACACAGCGAUAUCGUUAUAUUACCAAAUGUCAUCAAUGACUUAUAGCUAUUGACUGAUAUUUAAAGCUUUUUUGUACACCACAAAAAAUGUGCUUUUUUAAUGAAUUCCUGCCUACCCCACCUUUAACUGGAGACUCUCUGUAAAAUAGUAAGUGCUAUGAAAACAAGGAGACAAGAACUGUAUUGAUAAGGCUACAGCUAAUAGAAAAGACAAACUCAGAGAUAUGUGGCUUCAAACUGUUUUGGUACUAUCAUACGCUUCCUUUUAUCUAGCUGACAAGGUCCAGUUUAUCUCCUAAAACCAAGUCAAACAACAGAUCCAGCUGACAGCUUUAAAUGGAAAUAAAACUGAAGUCAAGCUCGCAGCAAAAAAAAAUGCAACGAAAUUCAGCCUUAAUGUCAGACUCUGUGCCUUAAAAAUCUCAUCUCUUACUAUUCUUCUCUUCUACUUCAAAACACAAACUUUCAAACAUUUAACAGCAGCUUGAAGCCAGGAUGUCACCUCCCUCUAAACAAAAACCGAAUUUGAAUCUCAAAUGAAAUGCAAACAACCUUGGAAAAAUACAAAUCAGAAGCAAACAGUCAAUCAGUGAUUGAAGACACACCACUCCUCCCAGAGAGGGGACAGGAGGAGUUUUUGAGGAGACACACAAACACAGCGGUAAGCUCUGGACAGUGUGUGAAUCACAGCUGCUGGUGGGAAGGAUGUGAGGUUCAGUGGGGCCUGCGGAGGACUCGCUGAUGAGUCGAACACGGGAGAAUUGGGGUUGACUGAAUGUGUGAGCGCCAAUCAAAGGCAGACUGGAGCGAGGCAGAUGUACAGGCUCCUCAUUAAACACAAGAGUUUUUCCUCUGCUCCUUCUGCUGUGCCAAAAAAUGAGGCAAGCCUGCUCAGUGAUGAUGAUGAGGCUCUCUGCCAAACCGGGGACAAUCACUAGACACCAAGUUGUAUACUUCACCAGGGAUAUCUAACUCUUUUGCCCUCUUAUUCAUAAUUAACUCUCUUUUUCACCACUUCUGAGAACCCCCAACUUUUUGAAAUUUUCUCUGCAGAGCGCUUCACACAGCUCUCCUUCAGAAGAGGUCAUUGUGUUAAAAUUGCAGUUGCGGUAAAGCAUAAUAUAAGGAAAAAGUUUUCAGAAGACCUUGGAUUUAACUAUUUCCCUCCUUUCUUAUUUACCUGCUUUGUAAUAACUUUCUCAUCUUCUUUUAACUCCAACUUUUUGCCUAACUGCCAUCUCCACCUCCAUUUCUUCCUACAGAAUGACUCAUGGAGUGAGCUCUAUUCCUUCGCCCUGUUUAAGGCCAUGAGCCACAUGCUGUGCAUCGGAUACGGAAGACAAGCCCCAGAGAGCAUGUCGGACAUCUGGCUGACCAUGCUCAGCAUGAUUGUCGGAGCCACCUGCUAUGCCAUGUUCAUCGGCCACGCCACCGCACUCAUCCAGUCCCUGGACUCAUCCAGACGGCAAUAUCAAGAAAAGGUGAGGAUUGGGCCUGUCUUUUUGUUUCUGAGUUAACUUUGUGACUGUUUACUGUCUUAGUUAAAGGAUGUAGGGCAGCCAGCUUAAUCAAGCUACCAAAAUAAUGAAAAAAAUCUUACCCCUCUAGACAUCAUCUUUCCAAAGUUUGAGCAUUAUACUGUUGGUAAUUUUCUCUAUUAGAAUAAUAGCCAGUGUGAAAUAAUAUUUUUUAUUCUUAUAGUGGACUAAACAUUAAAAAAAUCGAUAACACUUUACUUGAUGCCUAUCUCUAUAAUGCAUUAUAAAUAUCUGUAUAAUGCAUCAUAAUCAGGUUAUAGCACUGUAUUAUCUAUAGUUAUAAACACUCAUAAAUGAUCAUAAUGCUUUAUAGCAAUAAUCAUAACACAUUGUAAAGCAUUUUAUCAUGACUUACAAGGUCAGGUAUUAUAAUGUGUUAUAACUGUUAACAACUCACUGACAAUGCCCACAUAGAUAAUGCAUUAUACAUAUAUUUAUAAUGUGUUAUAAUUUGUUUAUAAACUUGUUAAACUAUCAUUUUAAACACUCAUAAAUGAUCAUAAGACUUUAUAACAACAAGCAUAACACAUUACAAUACCUGACCUUGUAAGUCGGGAUAAAAUGUUUUAUAAUGUGUUAUGAUUAUUGCUAUAAAGCAUUAUGAUCAUUUAUGAGUGUUUAUAACUAUAGUUAUACAGUGCUAUAACGUGAUUAUAACGCAUUAUACAUAUAUUUAUAAAGUGUUAUAGAGAUAGAUGUCAAGUAAAGAGUUACCCCACAGGUCCCACACAAACACAGAAGUCAGGAGUGACUGGUAUAGCAUAAAUAAUCUUAGCUCCUGAAUAUUUUCAGAAGUUUUUACGCUGAGCCCUGACUUUACCCUGAAGUUUUUCUUGCCAGCCCUCAGGUAAAAUUUCCGCAAGACGUCAGAGUGAACUAGUAUGUGAAAGGAGAAGGUUAAAGUCAGGAACAUUACUGUGGUAGGCAUGAUUAAUGAUGUUUUUAUCAUGCAACUGGUGCGUGAACUUAAGCCAAUAAUAUGAAACCAGUUCAAUAAACCUGACAAAAAGAAAAAUGUUUGGUUGAACAGUCCUAACAGUGAAGGUGGUUAUCACUGAACCCAAAUUUUGUUCUGUACAGAGCUGAAAUCUUUGCUAGUAACAGACUGGGUGUUUACAAGAUUUGACAAAUAUAUCUGCUAACAGUUUUUAAUAAUACUUUAUAAAUUACAGAAAAGAAUUCAACUUUUUAUCUGAUUUGAUGUCAUUUUUUCUAUAUUUGUUCUAAUUUUUAUGUAAAGCUAAAAUAGCUUCAUAUUUUUUAGAUAAAGUGCAGAUAAAUUUCUUGACAUGUAUCAAACUUUUUGGAUAACUUGUGUAGCUAUAUCUCUUUUCAACGCAAUGUCCUGGUUACUCUGGAUUAUCCACAGCCUAUGCUUCAAUAGCUGUCAUUGGAAGUCCUCCUUACCAAAGAAAUAAUCCCUUUGUAAACUGUGGGGCAUGUGUGUUUUGUGUGUAAGUGUGGGUGGGUGUGCUGGAACGAGAAAGUUGCUGUUAAUAUUUGCUAAUUUUGCUAAUUUUGCUUCUUUUUCGGUGUCUGCUUUCAUAAUUCAGUUGGCUCAGCCCUUUAGAGUCAGAUAAUCUGUGUAAAUAAUUCAGCUGGCUAGAUCUCCUGGAUAACAAAAGAAAGAUGAUUUUACCUGGGUCUAUUUUUGGAUCACUGCUGAGAUAAAUCAAGGGGGUCGGCUACAGGAUUACCUUACUUUCACCCAGGUGGCUUCUCUGUCAACCGUACGGCAGGAUGUCAGGAAGAGAUUUAAUCAACAGUGCUUGUCUUCUAAAACAAUGUGGAUACGGUUAUCAGAUUUGAUAUAAACAGAGGUGGUUUGCUCAUUUGAUUCCGACACUCUUUGAUAGGAACACCAUCUGCUCUAUUUGUUCAAUAUUCAUAGCUGCAGCACUCAGGGCAUCAGUCUGUUUGUAAUCUUCGUAACAGCUCCAGAUCAAAGCUCCUGGUGUCUGCGGGGCCAGAGAGGGAGCACGCUCCUGCUUUAUAAGGUCAGGGUGUCACCGGUGUUUUUUGUCUUGUUAGCCUCCUCAGAUCUUGGCUCAUGUGGACACGCCUUAUGCUAUCUAUCACUGGCACACACGCAUGCAGAACUGCACUCAGGCGUCAGUGUGAUCAGUCAGGCUUUGUUGUUUAGUUGGAGCCUCUGGCUAAUGUUUAGAACAAAGGCUGACCACGUUAACAUCUCUCUUUCUUUUCCCCUGAGUCAGACUGUUUUCAUGAAGUGUUUCAGAUGUAAAAAUAGGCGUACUGAAUGAGAUCUAGCAGUCAGAUUCAAGAUUGAAACGCUCCCCUGCUCACCCCUUCUUGCAAUGAGUUGACUGUGUCCUUUGAGGGCAAAAGCUUCUGUACUGUAUGAUACAGUUUGGCAUUAUUCUUUAUUUGUUACCAGUUUAAACAUGGCCGUGCAAGACUGUGGUUCUGGACCUCAUCUCAUGUAGAUAUAAAGACUCAUUCUGAGCUAGCAUUAGCAAAAUAUCCCAUAUAAAGGUGAUUAUACACUAGUUUCACAUAUUUACCAUUAUGUUUCACUUCUAUCAAGUCUGUUUUGCAAUAAUCAUUAUAAAAGUACACACUGCACCUUUUUUUUUUAAUUACUGGAUCUUGGUUGUGCAUCAUUAUAGAUGAGAUGAGCUCUUUGCACUGAUUUAUUUUCUAGGUUGUGCUUUCAUAAGCAGCCAUGAUGAUAAGUGUGUACAGUAGUGCAUCAACUCUCCUGUGCAAGAGGCCGUGGAGGUUUUGAAAGAGUAAUGAAGCUACUGUGUAUGUUUACAUUCAUGAGCAUAGUGCACACAGCAGGGAAUGUAUACAUUAUCAUUAUAUCUUGUUUGCACCAUCCAUAUCUCUGAGAAUACUGAGCUUUUUAUAGUGGUGGACAUGCACAAACAACAGCAGUGUGACCUCAGCUUCACCGCUGAAAGUUUCAACUUUUUGACAAUAAAUAGGCCAUUAAACAAAGAAAGUCUGCGGACAGGCCUGUCAAUAGCAAACAAAUUUAGCAGCAGUACUGCCAACAUCAGGACUACUAGCUUCAUUAUUUUAAUUACUAUUAUAAUUUAUUUACAAUUUUCAAACCGUCCUCCAUCUCCUCACCUGUCUUUUCCUCUUUGUUAUGGACUGGAUGGAGUGAAGUCACGUCUCUGGUGUAGGACAGCAUCCUAAAGGGACAUGAGACCAUAGCCUACCUACACACACAUCCAAAACCAACCUUUAUUGUUAUUAUUUAUUUUGACAUUGAAUAUACCGAUAUCAGCAAAAUGACGUUGGUUAUUGUCAUAAAUUUCGGUAUCGGUAAAUUUUCGAUUGAUCGCCCAGCCCUAGCCAGCAUGCUCUCCAGCUCUCCUGAAGUCUGAUGCCCACUUGCAGCAGAUGCGCUUUAAGGAUGCAGAGUGGCAUCUCUAGAGAGCAACAAAAGAGAAUUGAGACACAUUACAGUCUUGCACCACUUAACAUGAAUGAAUGCACAUUUACACAAGAACAGAAGUGUGGAUACUGUGAUACGGCCCUGUUACCCAGCUGUGUUAAAAUUUUGAUUCUUAUUGGUCCAAACUCCACAACAAAUAGUAAUUAACUCUCAACAGCAAAAGCACACCAGGUCAGACACCUCAUAUCAAAGCAGUCCAACACAUUUCACCUCUGCCUGCAGACACUCAUGACAUUGACUUGAGCUGUGGUUAAAGCUCGAUUGUUUUCAUAAAACUGUUCCAGUUUACAAUCACCGGACAAGAAUUGAUGUAUUGAUACUUCUAUGUGAAAUAAUGUUUUAACUUGACUUUUAAUUGAAAUGUUGAGUUUAAUGUCAGUUUGUAACCCAAACAAGGCCAAUAAUGAUCUGUUGCUAUGACCAUUGAAUAGGAGGGACAGUUUUUAGUAAAUCUUUUUAAACAGAUCAUUUUUUAAAUCUGUGAAAUCAUCUGUCAGUCAAGAUUUUAUCAACUUUCUUAUGUCUUGAGUGCAUAGCCCUGUAAUAAGCCGGGUAAUGUAUCGUAAAUGGUUGGCAAUUUAUUUCUCUUAAAGGUGAGCAAGACCCUGAUUCAAAGCUGAGUUUGAUGAACAUUAAAGCUCUAACAUUACUUGAAAAUUAUGCUGUUUAAUAAAAGCCUUCCUCUUCCAGUAAGUGUUAGGACCAAGAACAUUUGAAGACACAGGGGGCUGCUGUAGUCUGUGUCCUGUGUCAGGUUUGUUUAACUGUACUCAGUCAGAGACACGACAGCUGCUACCAGUCUCCUUCUCUCGCUCUCUCUUACAUGCUGCGCAACCAUAAAACAAUAAAAAACAGAGGCAACACUCCGUUUGGCUACACAAAGACAACUUAUCUAUCAUGCUGUCCUGCUCCAAUCUCUCUUAGCUGUUUGUUCUUCAUUAAGUCGCUGAACUGAGCAUGCUGCACAGCAGUCCACAAUAAGUCCUGCUAUUAGAUAACAGACUGGAGACAAAGCUAUGGUUGGAACCCGCGUCUGUUACAAAACAGAUUCUUUGUCUAAGAUAGUGUAAAUGUUAGUGACAGCGUGAACCAGUAUCGACAUAAGACAGAGUAAACAGUUUGAUCACGCUCAGGGUUUGGACAGAAAUGUCAUAAUAACUCCAGCGCUCAGCAUCUAUUCCUGUCUGCACGUGAAGACACUGCAGACCAAAGAUUGUUGUGGAGUCGAAGUGCUGAGUGAGUUCAGGAGUUAGACAAAGCGGGCCGGUGUUGUAUUCUGCAUCAUGUGAAUAAAGAUUGGUGUGUGUUUGGUUGGUUUGUGGUUAUAUGGGGUAAAAGGUAAAGACUGAAAAAAGAAAGGGAGAUAUUAAUGAGAAACUCUUUCAGCUUUAAUAAGAAACACUUGAAAGCCAGUAUCUUUUUCUUUGCUUUCAGUGGAUUUCUCUGUGUUUUGGUCAGUUUGAAGUUGCAAAGUCUGGACAUUUCUGUUGGCCAACUAUAUGUCCUGCCUUUACACUUUUUUUCCAUACAAUACCCUUGGCUCACUUUUAAAAGCCUCUUUUAUACUUAGAUUUUGGCAGAGUGCCACAAUGAAGCAUCUCCAUACCUAUGCCUUUGAACUUGAACAGUGAUUUCCACAAAGGUGUGAUAUUUAUUGGUGUCUAGUGACACCAGUGUGAUUUGCAACGUGUUACUUCCUCGCAGAAACAUUUGUUGAACCCUUUGCUGGUUUGUCCUGCUGGCUUCAGUGUCUGCAGUGACAUUGUUUCCCCUUGUCUUUCACCUACGUUUUUCUGUUGUUACUACCUUCUAUACCUGGUCAGGGACUGAAUGACCUACUCACACAAUUAUGUAUCUACAUAUUGAUGCCGCUCAUAAAAGAUGCAUAACAGUCCCAUCUUGAACAGCUGAUGUAAAGGCGGCUAUCGUCAAUAUUGUAGCCUUCAAUACUGGCCGAUACCGAUAUUGAUCUGAUAUUAGCACAAACUUGUGCAUGACUAGUUUUGCACUCAGCUGCAACGUCUUUUUCGGACUCUACUACUUUGUUAGUACCUUAGUACACACUGUUGUUGUUAUUACGUGGGCUCUACAUGCUGGAUCCGGGUGCUGCUAGAUAUAAGUGCCGCAGUGGAGUCUGGAUGGACUGCCUGUAUCAGAGUGCUGAUAUCUGAGAUUUUAGAUAAAGGCCUUUAUAAUCCGAUAUUCGAUUUUUUGCUGAUAUCGGACCGAUACCCGAUGCCAAUAUCAUAUUGGGACACCCCUGUCUGUAUGUGCUGGAGUUUUGUCCCUUAAUACCUAGCGGGAACAAAAACCCAUUGAGAACUACAAAUUACCACCUGCAAUGCAAUUAUCACUAUUUUUCUUUGCACAAAGAGUAUAAAAAUAUAAAUGAUUAUAUCAACAACUACUCAAGAAAGUGCAGGAUAAACAUCACACAAAAUUAAUGAAAAAAAUCCACCAUGAAAGCUUUGCAAAGUUGACGUUGGGUGCCAACGUUCAGACUGUUUUAGCUGGGAUUGUUAAGCACUUGAUUGUUCUGUGGGAAUCCUCUUGUAGACCAGAUCCCGGGUACUCUGCACCUGUGCUCUGAGGGGAUGUAGUGAACCUGCUGUGAUCUUGUGAGCUCCAUUCAAUGAGUUCUAGUCUGUCAUGUGAGAAAUACUGUGUAUUUGUUUCCUGGUGAUCCUGCUACCUGAAAAUGUUGGAGUUUAAGAGGCACUGCAGGCACAUGAAACUUUCGAUUAUGUUGUUUGACUUUCUACACACUGUGCUAUCACUUUGAUCAUUGACAAAAAUGAAGCAGUGGUAGCAGUUUAGCAUUGUCUGUCAUGUUGAGGUGAUUGGUGCCUUCAUUACGUGCUCCUCCACAACGCUCCUCUAUUCCCUAUCCCUCUCCUGCCUCAUCUGUCCAUUUGCCCUUGACUGUGGGGCAAUACACCAUCUGCCAGCAGACACUGCACAUGGACUGAAGGCAUUAGCAAUUAUAUAACCGUGCUGCCUGUAACUCCUCCUCCAUCACGUCCUCCCUCUCUGAGGCAGUAAGUGUCUAAGAGGAGGUAGAUGUUUCCCCCGGGGCUUUUGGUGCUGACUUCUGGCCCACUGGGCUCUGGAAAAUAAGUCACUUGUGAAACAGCUUUUUAUCUUAUUGAGCUUUCGAUCAAAUGCCACUGUACAAAACAAAGUAAAAUGCAGUUUUUAAGCUUAACUAGCUUAGCUAACAAAGAGGUUCUAGAGUUGGGAGGUUUAUCCUCUGUUUACAGGGAAAAUGUGGAUACCCAUCAAACUUCACCUGGGAUCAUUUUAAAUGGGCAGUUCAUCUUAUAUUUUUGCAAAGCAACUAGUUUCCAAGAUUUUUGACAGACAUUCUAAUUGUGGUGAUCGGACAGGUACAGUUAAAGGUGUGGUAGGCAGGAUCUGAGGAAGUGCCAGUUUUUGGGGAGAAAUCUUGAAUGUAAACACUACCCCUCCUGACCAGUUUUCCCCUCAGCUCCUCCUCUCUCCUCCCUCUCUGCUCCAGCAAGCCCCGCCCACAAACAGACACUCCUGCUCGCUCGUAUCGUUUCAAUUGAAUUCAGAUAUAACGCAAAUAAAUACUAAAGAUAAUUACAAAUGGGGCCCAGUCAAUGUGAAAGUAAACAGAAUUGAUGCUACUGGAGAUGCCAUCAGACUACCAGCAAACACAACGUUUGCAGGACUUCUACAACUAGGAUAAAGUGACAUAGACCAAGACCCAGGGUAAACAGUUAGCGGCGCUGCUUUGUUUGCAGUCAGAAAGAGUGUAAGUGUAGUGUAAUUUUAAAAUGUUGACUGCACAGACAUAACAAAACACAGCGAUAUCGUUAUAUUACCUAAUGUCAUCAAUAACUUAUAGCUAUUGACUGAUAUUAAAAGCUUUUUGUAUAAACACCACAAAAAAGAUGCUUCUCUAACGGAUUCCUGCCUACCCCACCUUGAAGAAAACAUUUUUUGCAUUGUACUCAAUUGAUUUUUUAUUUUAUAUUUUAUUUUAUUUUAUUGUGAUUAUUCCUUUUUGUAAAAUGAGUGAGUUAAACUCUUGAUUUUGGGAUGUGAUUGGGAGACCUCCAUUUGUUGAUGUGUUUUCACUUCACCAUCUUGAAGUGGUAUAUCACUCAUUCCCUGUGAUCCAUCUUCAAAUCACACAUGCUGAUGUAUCGAGUCCUUGUAUGUGAACUUUUGUGUGUCUGAAGAUGUGUUUUUGUGUGUGCAUAUUUAUGCAUUUAUGUAUGUAUUCCAGCCUCUUCAGUCAAUGAGAUUGAAAUAUGUAUCUCUGAUUUAUUGACUUAAUGUCGCUGCGAGGUUCAGGAAGGGGGGAGGGGCUGGGGCGUCCUUCAUUAGGUUAUGGAAGAGGCGUUCUUGUUCUUGGGGUGAAAAGAUUUCUGUUCAGCCUCUUGCCUGAGGAGAGGGUCUUAGAGUUUGUGUGCAGGGUGAUAGGAGUCAGCUACAAUCUAACCUGCAUGCCUCAGGGUCCUGGAGGGUCGUACUCACCUUUAAAAAUCUUUGAAGGUCAUUUCCUAAAAACUUUCCGUCUUGAACUGUCACCAUCAUUUUAGAAACAUUGUGUUACUCAAAAUAAAGGAUUUGUUUGUGUAUAUUGGUUUUGUUCACACCGCAUGUGUGUGUGUGGGUGAUAGAGCAAUGACUGGCAGUUUGGUUGCCUGACACCCGUCAUCUCCCAUCAUCCCCUUAUUUUAUCCUCAUACAGAAUUAAACAUGACCUUGUGGUAACACAACAUUAACUUCACAGAUUUCAUAUUUUCUGACAUUUCCAUCACAAGAGAAAUUAUUGAAGAAGUUUUAAGCUCUGCUCUAAGCGUGCGCAUGUAUUUUGGUGUAUAGAUAUGAUCCGUGGGCCUUGGAGUCCCGCUCUGUCCCGCUGACUCUGAGUGACAUGGUCGCUAAUCUAAGUUAAUGCUGAGAAAAUCACAAAGUCAAUAAACCUCCAGCGAGCUCUUCGAACGGCCACUUUUAAAGAAGUGAGGGAUGGAGAGAGAUGUCAUGUCUAUUUAAUUGCGAGUGCCACUCUCUGAAUCCUGAGGCAGGAAGCACUUAAUGGAAGCCCCCCAGUUUAUCCCCAUGCUUGAUUGAAUGAGCUGGUUAUUGUGCGAGUCGGCUGCAUCUUUAUCGUGGCUGAAAUACUUCCAAAAGGGAAGGGAUUGUUCAAUUCUGAGGGAAGAUGUUUGAUGUUUCGUUGUUGAUGUUUUUUUGUGUCACUUGGUCCAAAGUUAAUGGAAUAAUUUUGAGAAAAAUAAGAGCCAAGGUUUUCUUCAAAGAUAUGUUAUAAAUUUAGGAAACAAAGCAAAAGAAACAGAUGGCUGAGAAAACAGCCUAUGAGGUUUUCACUUGGUGCUGCUUUACUAAUUCUUUAUUUGAACACACUUUAUAAGAGAGACACACCAAUUUUAGUGUCUGUGGUGUUCUGGUUUCUGUCAGUGGUUUGAAUUAUACUCACACCAGUGUUUCAGCGAGGUUUGGCUCUCCGCCAAAGUCCAUGCACAGAAAGGAGUGUCCAAUUACAAUUUUACUCAUUUUUAAUCUCAGUCCAUCUUGCCUUUCAACUCAAGCUCCUUUCCCACUCCCUAUAAUGCUAACCAGACUAUAAACAAUCCCAAGACAAGGUAAAGAUAUAGUCUCGGCUAGAUGUCUUUUAUCUCUGACCACAGAGUUCACUGAGAGUUGGCCUCUGAUUCCUGAGGCUAUAUCGUCGCUGGACAAAAGAUGAUGGGUUUGAAGAUGGUUGUAUGCUAAAUGUACCAUGGCCUAAAGCAACAAACUCAGACCGAGAUUGGACUUUGUUUAGAUCAGUAAGAACAGGAUGUCCUAGUAACAGAAUAAAAUUUCAUGAUGUUGUUCAUUAGAAUAAGAGAUCAGCACAGAGUUGGGAGCAGAAUUGUGCAGUGUCUGCAUGGAAGAUUGAAAACAAAAGUUGGAAAGAAUCACAGAAAAAAUAAGGGUUAAAAGAGGUCUUCUCAACAUAAAUUAUAUGCCUCUGAAUUGAGAAAUAAAUGGGUGGUUAUGCAGAUAAGAAUACCUAGCAGGGUGAGAAAGACCUGACCUUGAACCCGACUUGUCUUACCCUGAAAACAUUGACAUGAAAAACUCCUUCAUGUGGAUUGAUGAAUCACUUUUGUUAUCUGUUUCGAGUAGGGCUGAUCGAUAAAACGAUAACGAUAUGUAUCAAAAAUUAAUUUCCCUCAAUAUCUUUUUCACUGCCUGAAGCAGUGCCACACGACAGAGCAUGUGCAAUGCAAAAGGUUACAAACCCCGAGCGGAGAAAGUAGCCCAUGGUGCCCCUGCAGCCAAAACAGCCGACCAUUCAGUCCGCUUUCUCUAGCGUAACGCCCUACGACAAAACGUCAUAGAGACACAAAGGCCUCACAGAUGCAGUAGCUCAUUGUACUGUAAAAUUUCAUUUAUUUAUAUCGUGAUAUAUAUCAACUGAUAUGAAAAAAAUAUAUUGUGACAAAAUUUUUCCCAUAUCGCUCAGCCCUAGCUUCAAGUAUUCAGCAUAACCAGGGGAUACAUUUCAUCACAUUUUCUGCAAAAGGGAUUCCUAAAUUCCUAAACUUUCUCUUUUUCAGAGCUAAAUCUUCUCCGGUGCUCCAUGUGAUGUUGAAAGAAACUCCUCCAGUGGAGACACAAUAUUAAUGGUGUCCUUCCCUGACAGCUAUUGUGUGCUGCAUUAAGGAUACAGUGAUUUGCUGUGUCACCCAAGCCGCCAGGGUCAAGCCUCCAUUUUAUUCUCUAACCCGUAUGUCAUUUACAGUGUGACAAAAUAUAAUUUGCUGGACAGCGCGCCUUCAUACCAAAAGCAUGUGUCAUGGACAGGCAAGGUCACUGUCAGCGCCCCCCCUAUCCCCGACUCUUCCGUACAUGGUGUCCUCAUGAUUUGUGAUAGCAGGUCAUGAGUCAAAGGCGGGAAGGUGUCGACACUCAAGAUGAUUAAAAAAUUCCUCUGGAUACACGUAGUUCAUAAAAACAGAGGCAGCUAUAGAUCCUCCCUUUGUUAUGUUGACUCUGAUGUUCAUAUAAGGAAAAUAUCUUGUGGUACUCUGCGGUAAUUGCUUUUUUUCCUCCGCUUUAAAAUAGUCUCCUAAUUUCUCACAUGGUUGCACUUUUUAAGAUGUCAACCCAGUGUGCGCUAAAAUGAUUCAGGGGCUGAUUACUUUGAAACGUGACCCUUAUUUUCGAGUUCACCUUACUGAUAAUAGAGAAGCUUUCAUUCGCAAAAUUCCUGCUUUGUUAGAUUUUUUUUUUUGUUUGUUUUUCAAUGUUAUUCUUCAGCAGAGGUUACUGACAGCCAUGACAGCUCUGACUACAUAGGCGGGUGGCAAAACAAACACGACUCUGCUGAUUAGCACAGACAAUGCAAAACCACAGGUCGACUGUAAACAAGCAGCAGAGUUGCUUGACAGACUGCAAUCAGGUAAUUUAUGUAUUUUAUUUUACUUUUCAAUCAGCAGUACUGUUAACUUUGAAAGUGUUAUUUCAGCAGUAUAUUUUACCCCAUUAGAUUUAAUGUUUUGUUCUGUUUUUAAGCUGAAAAGUGUUUGUGAGGGAGGGAACUGUGUGCACCACAUGAUACAUACUGUAGGCUUACACUGUGUUCUCAUGGGGGUGUCAGCGGGACUUAACGUGGCCUGAUUCUUCACAGAGGCAAGUGUUGAUGUCGCUAUGCCACACCCCUGAUUUUACUGUAAGGGGGGAUUCCUUUGUUUCUACCAAAGUGUUAACAUGAGAGACUAACUGCGUUAUUUAUUCCAUAUAUCUGAUAAGAGAAAUCUUAUUGUUUACAGUGUAUGAGGAAAAUGUCCAAAUUUAAUCCCCCGCUGACACAGUGCCCAUGCAAUUCCACCUCACAAGAGGGGCGAUACAGUAUACCCAGAUGCUGCUAUUUUCGCAGGGAAUCCAGCCAUGAAAUGUGUUCUGGAGCAUUAUAUUGAGAGGAGAGAAGUGGACAUUCAGGCUGCAUUCAGUGUAGAUAAUGAGGACUAUAUGAUGAUGUGAGCUAUUUGGAUGAGCAGACACAGAUCAUACCUCCAAUCUGGGCUAUUUUCUAAAUGCAAAGUUACAUUAUUUUAUCAAUCUUUACACAAAAUACAGAUAUUGUAUUCUCACUCUUAGAAUUGUCACAAAAGCGCCCACAGUUUUUUUUUUUUUUUCCUAUAAAAGUAAGAAAAGCAAGUGUUGUUAUUGUUUACAUUGACAUAUAACACAUGAGAGCACCUAUGUGAAGGGUAUUUUUCCCAUGAAGAGUCACAAAUUACCUUCUGAUGAUUUGAAGCAUUUCGGAAAACAACCAGAGCCAAAUCAUCCUGUGUGGUUGAAAUAUACAAUAGCUACACACACAGCGGAGCAUGAUGAAUCCUCAUGGGUUUAGCAGAGCUGUCAUGUUGCUUUAACAGCUUCAUCACAGUUUUUCCUCCUGUAGCAUCAAGGUAGAAACGGGUCGCUGGAUCUUUAUGUUUGCAAAACUGCACAUCUCAACGUCUACCCUCAUGGUUUGUCUGAUCAUAAUAAAGAGCCUGUUAAAGUCUGAAUGCCACCGCUGAAUCCUGUUCUCAUUGAUAGACUUUUCUGCUUUACCCUCAUCCCUCCUUUUUCCAUCCUCCAGUACAAACAAGUGGAGCAGUACAUGUCCUUCCACAAACUCCCAGCCGACUUCCGACAGAAAAUCCAUGACUACUACGAGCACAGAUACCAGGGCAAGAUGUUCGAUGAGGAGAGCAUCCUUGAGGAGCUUAAUGAGCCUCUGCGCGAGGUACGAAAACACCCGAGCAUCCUCUAUAAUGUGCUCAUUCACCCACAAAUGCACUCACUUCUCAACUCUCCACAGAGUAAGUGGAGUGGAAUAAAUUCAUUAUGGUGCUCAGUUAUGGUCGCAUUUUCACAGCUCAGUGGUUUAAAGGUAAUUUCCAGCCUAAGUAUUUAUUAUUAUCUGUUUAAUUUAUUUACUUAUUCACUAGUGAUUGAACAAAAUGGCCUUGAGUUAUAACUAGUGUGUUUUAAAGUAAUAAACCACAAGUUAAAUACUGUAUUAGUUUCUUUUAACUUAGCUCUGUCAAGCUAUUACUUGGCAAACAAUGAAAUCAGUAGUGCUUGCUCAUCUUUUACUUGUAAUUUUGGAGAGUAAACACAGAUAAUUUCCCUUUUAGUAAAAAAAAGCUAUGACCACCCCAGAAAACUGGGAGUUUUACUGGUGGUUCAACCCCAAGUAAAGCUAAAUCUUAAAGGUAAGGUGUGUGGGAAUAGAAACAUUUAGUGAUAUCAAGCUGUCAGAUUUUAGACUGAAAAAGUGCUCUCUUGCUCACCCCUCCCAUUUGUUGAAAAAUGCUCAUUUAAAGUUAACAAAAACAUUUUGUAUAUAUAUUUUCUGGUGAUUUAAACACACUUCUGCCAAGUCUUUUAAAACACACAUAUUACUACACACUGUGUCCUUAAACAUUCAUUUUCCACUUCUGUUUGAUGCACCACUGAAUGAAAUGAAGUCAACAACCUGACAGUAUCCAUAACACCACUACGAACCAGUGCUUUUUCUUUUCACCCUACCAGGAAAUCGUCAACUUCAAUUGCCGUAAACUGGUGGCUUCCAUGCCGCUGUUUGCUAACGCCGAUCCCAACUUUGUGACAGCCAUGCUGACCAAACUGAGAUUUGAAGUCUUCCAGCCCAAAGACUACAUCGUCAGAGAGGGCACCAUCGGCAAGAAGAUGUUCUUCAUUCAGCAUGGGGUGGUGAGCGUCCUCACCAAAGGAAACACCAGCAUGAAGCUCAUGGACGGCUCUUACUUUGGAGGUAAAAUUCAAAUUCUUCAUGUAGAUGUAGGAUUUUCUACGAAAGAAGAUUUGGGCCACAUGAUGAGAAAAAAAUAUAUAUUAUAGGAAGGAGAUAAAAGAUUAGAGUCAAAAUUUCGAGAUUAAAAAAAAAUCAAAAUAAUGUCAAUUAAGUCGAAAUUUCGAGAUUAAAAAUAGAAAUUUCAGGAUUUAAGUCAAAAUCUCAAAAUAAGAUGUCGAAAUGUCAAGAGUAAUGUCAAAUUUUCGAGAUUAAAAAAAAUUCAAAAUGUUAAGAUUCAAGGCGAAAUUUUGACUUUAUUUACGUAAAUUUGAUUUUUAAAAUCUCAACUGUUUUCGAUCUUGACUUGAAUCCUGAAAUGAAAAUAAAAAAAAUCUCCCUCCUGUAAUUAUAUUUUUUUCUUCUUGUGGCCCUAAUCCUCUUUCAUAAUUAUCACUGUUCUCUACCUAUAGUUUUUUUACUCAGCUCUCUUUUAGCAUAGCUAGAUUGCCAUGCUACUUUAGCUAGCAAAGCUAGCCUAGUCGGGACCAGGUAGUUUUCAGAGAUUAGACAGACUGAAAAUCACAGUUCUCUAUGACAAUCGUCUUUGUGGGCAGUUUUUGAUCCUCAGCUAAAAAACACCUAUAGAAACAUUUGAAACUGUAAUGUUAUGUCCUCAACAUUGUGGAAGAAAGCCAUGCAGUGACAGUCGUCUAUACUGUAUGCAUCACAGCUCAGAGCAUCUUCAUUCAGCUGGUGAUGAGCAUUAUCUGACCUUUCUUCGUCUUUUUGCUUUCGGUACAUUUAACACUACGGUAAAGAGGGAUCACAGCAUCUUUGCCCACUGGAUUAGGUUCUUCCGCCAAGUGCACUUCAAGCUUGUUUUGUGGUCUGAAAAUAAAAAUCAAUAAGUCUGAAGGUAUUAGUCACAGAUUAAACCUAAUCAAUAAUUACACAAGGAUUUUGGAUUUUUCCAAUAUUGCUGGACUUUUUGCCAUUGAGUCCAAUUUAAAGGAUGUGUCCUUGUAGGAAUGAGACAGUAGUGCAUACCCUCAGUUGCUUUUAUGAUACUGAGCAUUACUUCUCUGUUUGUGGCAGUAAUACUACAGAAAACUACAAACAUCACAUGAUAGACUAGAAAAAGCGAGGAGAGAGCAAGAAUAGAAUGCUCUGUUAUUUUUCUCAUUCUUUAAGCUUUCACAUGUUUUAUUUACUCGCCAGAUCCCUAAUUGAUCUAUUACUGUAGUAUCACAUAUAUUAUUCACUAUAUUGUUCAAAUAAGAGACAGAAAACCAAAUAAGGAUCAUUCUAAUAUUUGUCUUGGACUUUCUGAGCUGUGAUGCCUCACAGCCACUUCUGUCCCACUUUUACAGGCUAUAUCCUCUGCUGUUUAGAAACAUGAGUGUAUCACCCCAAAACCCACAAACACACACCGACACACACACCCUCAUAUGCACAUGUACACACUCUUAUUUAAGGCUUGAUGACUUGGGAUACAUAUUUAACAUCUGGCGCUUUCUGCAGAGGUCCAGAGUUCUCAGCAGUGAUGUUGGUGUGCCAGAAGCUCAGGACGCCAUUGGAUGGCAUAGAUACAAAACACACAGGGGUAUAUAAACAUCACACAUACCAACAGCCAAUUAAUAACAGCUAAUUAGUUAAGCACAACAGUGAUGAUAGGGGUCAUUUGUGAUGUCAAACAGACGCUUCAUAGUCUUCCUUCCGACAGGGAAGAAACUGCAGGUCUUCAUUAAAACAUGAAACGAUUAGUGGGUCUGGUUUUAGAGGGACACCAUGGUUUAAAGACAGCUGUGAAGAGCCGCUGUAAGAAUCUGUGUAAAACUCCAACAUAAAUGAAGACAUAUAGAUUGUGAUGUUAAGAUUAACCUGUACUCUCUGACAAUUUUUUAUGCAUCAGUCUCUUGAAUUGGCUCUCCUGUAUUCUGCAUAAAAAAGACAGCUUUUGCAAAAUAACUUCUAACUGUAAAUGUAGCCAAGUUUGCAGCUUGUUUUUUUCUUUUUUUUCCAAGACUGCAAUCUGGCAGAACAAUGCCCUGUUGUUCAGACACUUCUCUCACAUAGAUAAUAAACCUUUUCUUUUUUUAAAAACAGCAUGGACUAGAAGUUGGUUUGGUUGAAGAAUCCAAAGCAUAUUUAACUGAUAGUAACAGAUGCAUAUUAAAUGCCUGAAAAUCUGUGUGGGCUUAUUUUACUGCUUUUGUGAAAAAAAGCCUAACCUGCAGCAGUCACAAUAUGCUGCCUCAAACUCAAGUUUGGUCUCAUACUUAUACUGUUAACUUAGUAUUUUCCUUUACAGUAGAUUAUGAUUGAAAGCUCAGUAGGUUGUCUGUCAUUUUGAUGGAUUAGACACUGAGUGUGAUCCACUGUACCAUUCUUUCUGGUGGAAAAUAAUACCUUAAAAAUGCUUCUCAAAUUUGCAAUAAUGCCUAUGAUACUAUUGAGACAGAGAAAACAUUUGCACAGUUGUGAGCCAGACAUAGCAGCCGUGAAGAUGAUUUAGCUUGCACACAACACCUCGUUGUCUCCCUCCCCACAGAACACAUAUAUUUGGCAUUUUCUUUUAUUACUGCCUGUAAUUGUGAUCUUGGACAAAUGUUUUUUUAAGUCCUUGAACAUUAAGCUAAGAAAAUGUAUGUGUUGCUGCUCUGUUGUGUUUCUUCUUAAAAUCUAUUGAUUUUCAUGGCAAUAAAAUGUGUUUGAUACUGAAAUGAUGGUUGUUAGAGAGGAAAGUGGUGUGUCUGCAAAAUUGAGCAACGUGAGUCCAAAAAGUCUAGACAAGGCUCUGCAUAAGGCUAAAUAAGAGAUUCAGAGACUGAGCCAGUGAUGGGCAUAGACUGACGUACAGUGUAAAUAUUAUUACUACUCAGCUGUACGACUCAUUUUUAUAACCCUUUCCAUUAAAUUUACAGACAGUAAGUGAGUCUUGCAACCUCUGCUUUCAUUUUAACAUGGAAACUGUCCCCCCAGGAUUGCCGGGUUUUUUUUUUAACUUCCUCUGUUUUUCACCAUGUUUGAGGAAGGUCAGCUGUCCUGUCUGCAAGUUAAAACUUCAGCCCGAUGAUUUGAACAGUUAUUACUGCAGCCCCCAUGGUUUCAUUAGCAUUGUUUUCCUCUCCCAGCACUUUUAAUACAGCCAACUUCUUGCAAAUGCUAGUGUUGUGUACAACCAAGGAGAUCCCUGAUGACAGUUUGUGCAAAAGGCACUUAAGGUGUUUUGUGGUUUGUGAAAGUUUUCCUCAGUUCUGAAAAAAAAUGAGCAGCUGCCAUGCUUAUAACUUAUUCUACCUAAAAAAAAAUAAAUAAAUGGUAACACUUUGUUUGACGCCUAUAAUGCAUUAUGAAUACAUGUACAAUGCAUUAUAAUCACGUUAUAGCACUGUAUAACCAUAGUUAUAAACACGCAUAAAUGAUCAUAAUGCUUUAUAACAAUAAUCACAACACACUAUAAAGCAUUUUAUCAUGACUUACAAGGUCAGGUAUUAUAAUGUGUUAUAACUGUUUUAUAAUGUGUAAUAACUGUUUUAUAAUGUGUAAUAACCGUUUUAUAAUGUGUAAUAACUGUUUUAUAAUGUGUAAUAACUGUUUUAUAAUGUGUAAUAACCGUUUUAUAAUGUGUUAUAACUGUUAACAACAAUUGCAUUGCAUUAUCUAUGUGGGCAUUGUCAGUGAGUUGUUAACAGUUAUUACACAUUAUCAUACCUGACCUUGUAAGUCAUGAUAAAAAGCUUUACAAUGUGUUAUGAUUAUUGCUAUAAAGCAUUAUGAUCAUUUAUGAGUGUUUAUAACUAUACUUAUACAGUUCUAUAAUGUGAUUAUAACGCAUUAUACAGAUAUUUAUCAUGCGUUAUGGAGAUAGGUGUCAAAUGAAGUGUUACGAUCACUUGCAUUUGAACCAUUGACAACAAGUAAAAAAUAAAAAUCACCUUGUUAUUUACAGUUAGAAAUUUACAUGAUGAUAUAAUGACCAGAUGUCAUGGUUCAGUCUUAAGAGGUUUAUUAAAUACAUCCUACAGCUUCAUAUUUCAUGACCCGGGCAAACCGGAGAGCAUCAAACACAGCAGAGUAAGCAGUGAGGGGUUUGUCUGAACAGACUAUAAAUCAGUAAUCUACCAAGGAAAAAUAAAUCCUUUAUUAAAAGGGAGGAUACAUGGUCACAAUGAAGGUCACAUUUAAAUACCCUGAAUAAAACCCCUGCAGUCAUAAUCCAGCCUGUAUCCUGUUUUCUAUGUGUGGUCUGUAUGUACAGCAUGUAUCUGUUCUAUGAAGAUAGUAUAGGUUUCUACAUGUCAGGGAAGACACACUGAGUAUAUCUGGAAGCUGUGGAUCUUAUUAUUUUUAUCUUUUCCUUUAGGGUAUAGUGAAACAUUUUAGAAAAGUAAACAUCUUUGCUUUCUUGCCAGUGCCAAGCACCAGUAGCUCACAUUAGUUUAAAAACAAGAAAAGAUAAGGAGAGGAAGAGCUUGCCUGCAAUUUCCAUACUUCCAGUCCAACUUAGUGGGAGCUCUAAAGGUAAAAUAUUACUGUUUGAUCAUUCUUAAGGGAAUUUUUAAAAGUAAGGAUAUGUUUUUGCAAGUUUGAGAGCCAGCAGGUUUCACAGUGCAACCCACUCUCUUCCCAACACCUGAGAAGCCAGAAGAAAGAGUCUUUUGAGCUCUGUGAGGUGUCUGUGCCUAGAAUACAUAGCUUAAUUAAUGGCCAACAGUUAGUGUCACGCUUCCUUGCUUGUUGAAAAAUAUAAAAAUCAUGAAUCAUUGUGUACUUCUUGUGAAAGAAAAUUUUUGUUCAACUAAAGUAACUUCAUGGGCAAAAUGGAAUAUCCAGGCUGUCCUUUUUAGGUUCAUUUUUUGAAUUAUUUUGUUCAAAUUGAUACAAAAAAGUCAAAUGAAUAGUAAGGGAUGCUCAAGAAGAAGAUAGGUAUAAUAAUAAUAAUAAUAAUAAUAAUAAUAAUAAAAUGAUAUUAAUAAUAAUAACAAAAUUAUAUUGAUUGUAAUAGUAAAUAUAAAAUAGAAUAACACAAAUGAGCAAGAAAAAACAAUGAAAUCAACAAAAGGCCUAAUAGGUAAAAUAAGAAAAGAUAAUAAGCAUAACAAAGGCUAAAAAGACAAUAAUUCAAAAUAAGAUAGAGGUAAAAGAGAUAAAAGAUAAAAGAAAAAAGAGAAAAGACAGCAUCACAUAAUAGCUAUUGUAUGCUAUUUAUUCUGUUAGAUGGAGCUAGGUUAGUCACAUUUCUCUCUUAAUGUCCACAAUCCAAGCUAAGCUAAGUUGAGCUAACCAACUGUUGUUUGUUAUUAAACAAACCUGAAACUUGUGUUUGAAUUCAUUAAAUUCUUGAAACAAAGUGAAGAGAUAUGAGUCUCAUUCGAGCGCAGCACCUUAAAGGUCCUUACACACCAGGAAUGAUGCAAAUAUAUGACGCGAAAUUACGAAAUAUUCGGAGGCGAAUUUUGACGUGCCUGACCACACACAUCAAGCGCGAUGCGAUUUUGCGACUUUGGAAGACGCAUCCCGGGUGAAAGCAAGAAGACUGACACAACAGCAGACUGACUGUUUUUUAGUUCUGAUUAGACUCUACUGUUGAGAUGGCUUUCUCUCAUGAUAGCAAGUACUGAGUCGGGGCCAGUACCAGAUAAGCACGUUAAAGUAUAAUCCAUAUACGUAAGGUAACAACCAAGACCUAACGGUGCUGUGACAGCAACGCGAUUGAGUUUGAGACAGUGAAAAUACAUAUGGUAUGUUGUAUCUGAACAGGUUAGCUUAUGAGCUAAAGUUACUUAGCACAGGUGAAAGUUAAAACAAAGACGUUUAGCAAACUGUUAAAGCACACAAACCAUCGUCAUAUGAGAAAUCCGAUGCUAUGACUCUCCACAAGUUGUCCUUCAGGUCGUUAUCUUUGUAAUGUUUGUGUCUUUUAUCAAAAAGCACUCUGUUCUCUGACACGUAAACAAUCAGCUGGUCGGCCAUGUUGGAUAUACCGGUGAAUCUGACAUCGCAACAACACGCAAUCUGAUUGGUCAGAAGUGGACACACAGUAUGUGAAAUUUUAGAAAAUUCUACCGUCGCUGAUGUCAACGCUUGUAUCGACAGGAUACGGGUUCGAAAAAAAAUAUUGACGUCCGAAAUAAUUGCACAAAAAAAAAAAAACGCUCUCGGUAUGUAAGGACCUUAACACAUGCUCCUAAUGAAGUUUUUUUCAUUUUGUUAUUUUUCUCUUUCCCCAUGACAGAGUCAGUUCAGAUUGACCUUUCAUGUUGGGAAAAGGAGGUCAUAUGGUUGUCAAGACAACAGUAGGCCCCAGCCCAUUGAGGAAUAAAACUAGAGAGAAGAUGACACUCAGGGAGGAGAAGAAGGAACAUGUGAAUGAAAUGAAGCAUAGCAGCACAUCUCCAAAUAUAGAGUGUGCUUCUACUGCACACCUGUCAGCACUGUGCUACUGCUCGAGGAAAUACUCUGUUUCACCAUCAGUGGGUUAGAUCGGCCGCUCAGGACCACUGCAUGAGAAGACCACACAUCUGUGAAAUGCUGAGAGGUUUUACACUCCAGCCAGUGGGAAAACGAAUGAUUUCAAAUAUCAAGGCUGCUGAAAUGAACUUUAAGUUUAUGUGGAAAAUAUCUAAUUUCACAGAUAGUAUUCAGAGUGAUAUUAAGAGGGUAUUUGUGACUUUAGGUCUAGUUUCAUAGGUUAUCAAUUUGAUGCUGCUGAAUGAAUCUCACUGUGUUUUGAGUACCUGUUUUUUCUCCGCCUGUGCAUCUGACACCCUGAAUUCUGUCACUCAGCUGUUUUGUAAUGUGACUGUCUCUCGUCUGUUCUGUCACCAGAAAUCUGUCUGCUGACCCGUGGCAGACGGACAGCCAGUGUGCAAGCAGACACCUACUGUCGCCUGUAUUCGCUCUCUGUGGACAAUUUCAAUGAGGUGCUGGAGGAGUAUCCGAUGAUGAGGAGAGCUUUCGAGACGGUUGCCAUCGACAGAUUGGACAGGAUUGGUAAGAAGACACCUGGGUUCACAGGAAUCACACCAUUUUAUGUUUCUUGGAUUUUGUUUGAUUUCAGAACCCGCAUUUGAUUAUCUGACUGAUUUAUACCUCUGAGAGUGAAGCUGAACUAUUAAGCCAAUCAAGCAGAUGUAGCCAGCAGUCAGAGAUGAAUGUCUCCCAGAGGCAACAGUUUGGAUCAAAAGUAAAGCAAAAUUAAUCCCUCCAGAUAUGUCAGAUACACAUAUAUUCUCUCUCUCUAUUUAGAAAAAAACCCUGUUUACAUUAGAGGUGUUUCCAACAUUUCUCUGCCCACAUGACAACACAGAAAUGGUUGAAAACACCAAUGUAAGCAUGCCGGGCCAGUAGGAGUCAAUGACAUGUAAUCAGUCUGUCAGGUCAAGCAUUGUCGAGGGACAUUUUGUACAUGCUUAUUGAGCGUCCUUUCGAGUGUGUAAGAGUUCUUUUAACUGUGCUCAGAGUUGUUUGGUGUGAUGUAUUUACAUGACUAUGCAGUCAGAAUCAAGCAGAUUUAGAGAAAAAAAGCAUAGCCCGCCAUCUUGGCACACGCACAAUACACAUAAAGAACAAUUGCCAUGAGGUAACAAUGUCAGUGUUUGACAGAAAGCUCUAUACUUGCUGUCCAAGGGAACAUAGACAAAACAGUUUCCAGUUUUUGAAAACCUCUUUAUUUAGUGACCUAAAACUCCAGUUAAGUGUAGAUUAUUGAAGAACCAAUCUAUGUUUUUACAAAUAUCCACAUGGACAGGACCUCAGUUUCACUGUGUAUAGUAAACACACAGAGGCUUCAAACUGGCUGAUACUGUAGCAGUAUGAACACAAAGAAGGAACUGAGUGCCUUGAAUUUUUUCACAAUAAAAGCAUCAUGACUCAAAUUUGUAAAAAGUGAAAAUACAAGCUUUGUCAGGUCUGUCCUCUUAAGGGGAAACAACAUUUAAAAUGUAUGUGUUGCUAAAUAGAGGUCAAAUCAUUCAGUUGUGAUAUUCCAGAUAAUGUUUAUCUUCAAUGUUGAUCUUCCUUUUGGACACAUGGUCAAAAAAAAAAAGUGUAAUAGAUUGCUAACAAUACUUGGAAGUAGACACCUGUAUGUACAAAAAGAUACCUGUAAACAUCUGAUGUGAAGCUUUUAAAAUGAUGUUACAUCUAUCAGAUUGAAUGAGCACAUCUGGACACAAACCAUUUCUAUGUGCUAGAAUACCAAGUCGAAUCCACAAGGUUCCAACUUUCAUGCUCUUCAUGAUCUUUUCAAGGACAAAAUGUACUAUUUCUACACAAAUUUAAUUUAUUUAAUGUAUCUUAGCGAGAUUGAGUCAAAGACGAUGAGCAUUAUGCCUGACUGGUUAAAGCCCCAGGUAUGGUGUCGUCACGAUUAAAUGAGCCAUUCAUAAGAUGAAAUGAAGCAUACAGAAAAUGUGCUCAUUCAUUAGCAUGAUGUCUCUGUCAAAACAGUGCGCUCGCUGACAGCUGUGAGGUGAUCUAUGAAUGAUCCUAACAAUGUGUGGAGGAAGGCAUUGUGGCUGAAAACGCGUGCACGAAUAUGAAUCUUCUAUCAGGUAGUUGCUUUAGUAUAAAUCUAUUGUGGUAAUUAAUUGCAUGCCGCGUAUACCUGCCACUUUGCAAAAUUAAUACUUGACCUGUUAGACGCUUGUGAAUACCACGAUAGGAGCUGUUGGGCGAGAUCUCUCUUUUAUAUCACUGUACUACCUAAGUCUCUUUCUGAACGUCUUUGGUGGGACCACAGAAACAGUCACAAACAUGCAGGAAGAUGUUUUGUCUCUUUCCAGCAUUGGGAGCUCAAUGAUAGGAAGUAUGUGGACACAUUUUCUUUCUUCACUAUGCAAACUUCCCCUCCUUAACAUACCCCCUACGGUCGGCAGUCCCAUCGAUGUCACAUCCCCACUCACAUGGCCACACACUUCACAUGUUUACAAAAGCCCUGCAUCCGCCACCUGCCAGCUGUUGCCAUGGCAGCCAGAUUCCACACAUGAGCAGCCUCCAGUCAGUCCGCUCACAUAUUUGAAGUGACAUAUUUGCUUCAGACCAAAUACCCGACCAAAAUAUCCCAGCAAACUGUGUGCUCUGGAUGAGUAUGAACCAAUAACGAUAGGAGGCUUUGUUUGAACUUGUCAAUAAAACUUGUCAGAAAAAGUGCCUGGAUCAAAACAAAGAGGCAGAAUAAAGGUUGAAAAUGUAGGAUGUAAAUGUAAUGUAAACGUUGACGGAAACUUUGUUCCCUUUUUGGUGUAAAAACUGACUGUCAGUGUGUCUCAUUUUUACAUCCAGAGAAAUACAAUUCUCGACAGAGAUGCGUAAAUCUUUAUAUUCUUGCAUGUAUACAGAUCGCAUUGCAACCAAGGGUGCUUGUCGAGGAUUAGCUCAGUCUGUAACUCUAAAACUAUAUCAUAGAUAACCAGACUGAGACCGCAAGCAAUCUGUAUAUUCAUAAAAACUCUGUUAAAGCCCCGUCAGCCAUUCCUUUAUAGAAGAGCUUAACACCUGUCUGCCGUCAUCAGGCCCUUAAUGCAUCGAACUGUAAACAAAAUGUCACAUAUGACUGGAGAAGAGGCUGUAAGAAGGAGGCUGUAUCGCAGUGAUUUAUGGGUGUUGCUUGGUAAUAAGAUGGCAUUGUUGUCAAAGCAAUGCAACAAAUAUGUGGCUCUUUGAACUGAUGGAGCUGCUUCCAAACCCUGAUUAAUGCUACAUAGAAAAUAGACUGCAAUUAUGUAUUUCCAAGUCUUUGAACCCUUCACAGUACCUUCAGUACAUGCCAGCUUUGACCCUUUCACACUGCCCAUCACAGUCUCAUGCAAACACACCCACGGCUUUGUCUCCAAAAGCAAUUUAAUGUUUCAUGUCUUGUCCAGGACGCUUGGGCAUGUGGAUUACAGGAGCUGGGCUCAAAUCACCAAAUGUCCCAUAGAAGAUAAUCAGCUUAAACUCUACCUCCACCUAUACAUUAGCACUUGAGAAGGCUUCUGCACCCACCUUCCUACCAUCCUUCCUUCCUAAAUGUAAUUACAAUGCUUUCUCCCCCUUAAAAAAAAAAAAAAAGCAGUAGUUCCCUACCAAUUUUGCAUGUUGUUUUUCCAGUCUACUGCGGGGUGAGCAGAGAUUCCUUUACCUCCUUCCUCCAAACUCUGAUUAAUGACCAUGACACCUUGUCUGCCAAACCACUUUGGUUCACAGAUGGCAUCCAUGCAAGAAGCCAGGAGCUUGACAAUCACCACAGUCUGAAUGCUUUGCUUUUUGGCCAAGUGGCUGACUAGAGUUAGAGUAGAACAAGUUAAAACUCUGCCUUCUUGAUCUCUUUGUUACAUGAGGAUCACACAGACGGUUUUGGUGACUAGGAGCUUGUCUUUCUUUCCAACUUUCUAGGAAACUUUAUAUGUCUCACUACCAGGCAGAUUGUUUGUGAUUGUAGUGCAGAAUUGUAAUACGCACCACUGACGCUGCCCACACACACUUAUCAUCUGAGAAACUAACUAAGGUAAAAGCAUAUGGAAGAUCAUCUGGAUGCAGCUAAGAAAACCAGCAAGUGUCUGAAAUCUUGUAUGAGGUCCUGGAUUUCCUCCCCGGCACUGAAGAAAAGCCAGAGUGGCCUGCAGCAUCAACGUUUCUUUAAUGGCGAACAGCUUCACAUAUGGACAGAUUUUUGCUCUGUUGGCAUGAUAAAGCAUCAGUAACCAAAAGCCAAACCAUUAAGUCCACCAGAAAGCCCAAUUCUGCUUUCAGAAAAUAACUCUUACAGGCUGUUGCUUUUCAGUUUGCUUUUCCAGAAUUGUUCGUUGUUUGCAGUCAUGUGAAUUCUUAACCCCCCCCCCAAAAAUUAAUCUAUCAGAAAAUUAUGAAUCAGAAGGGCACAAGGAGGGAAUGCUUUUUUAAAAUCACAUAGCUUUACUUCUUUUUAUUUUUUAAAUAUAUAUAUUGCUGAGGAGUCAAAACUAACAAAACAACUUGGGGUUUUAAACAGCUUGAUAGCUAAAGUGUAGACAAAGUCGAAUGUGAGUUAAAGAGAGGGCACGUCCUUAAAGGGUUAUUUAAGUCAUUCUAAUUUAGGCAUGAGCUUUCCAGAAUCCACAUGUUAUGGGAGACCUUUUUGUUAGAAGGGCAUCGCUGCCAUUAUGAAUUUGUUCCAUUUUUUUUAGCUGAGAUUUUUUUGGAGGCUAUUUGCCUUUUGUUUUUAGGACAGAAAGAGAAAGACAGGAACUGUGUAAUGCACCAAAUCAGCCAAGACCAGACCAAUGUAACAAGGUCCUUUGUAGAGGGGGGCGCCUGCUCAACCAACUCAGCCAAACUCGUGUCCCAUUUUCUGUAUUUUGAUGUGAAGUCAUGUUUGAGCAUGUCUUCUGUUUUAUAAGACUGCGUAUGUGGCAUUUAUCUACCAUGUUUGGCUGUAUCUUCUUUUGCAUACCUUAGUUUUUCAGUAAAUUCAAAGUUUCACAGUCAGGCCAACGGAUACAAAAGUUGCUUUAACAUGCGUAACCAUGCUUUUACUGGGUACUUGAUUGUUAGUUCUUGCAUAGAACACGAUCGGAGCAAAGAACUCGCGGCACUUUUGCAAGGCAUCCAUCAUCUCAUUACAAAUAUUGUGUAACAAAAUUGCGACUCACCCAGAAAACACACCAGUCAUCUUCAAGUCCAUACACACAUGCAUGCACAAACACAAGCUUUUUUUCAUCGUAUAAAAGGAGUUCAUCAAUAGGAGUAGCAGCAGAGAUUAAAAGAAUAAACUGGCUCUAGAAAUGCUAUAUUUAUAACUGCAAAAACUGCUGGCUGGCAGAAAUACUGGCCAGUUUCUCUUUACAGAGAAUCUGUAUGAAAGAUAAGAUACUCUCUCUCUAUCUGAGAGUGUGUUUAUGUGUUUGUCAGUGAUAGAUUUUGUGCUGGGAGAUAAUGACAGAUAGUUCCAUUUAUAGCUGAUCUUCUCCACUGAGGCCAGGCAUAAAGGAAGAAUAAAGUUAAACAUAAAUCCUAAAAAAUAAGAAUGAGAAUGAACAUGCCAAUACCCAGAAUACCAAGUUUUGUUGAUGCAAUCAAAGCUGUUCAACUGUAAUUAGCUGUUGUUUUAGCUACAAUGCUAAUUCCUGUCUCCAUUUAAUUGCAGGCAAGAAAAACUCCAUCCUGAUGCACAAAGUUCAACAUGAUCUGAACUCGGGUGUUUUCAACAACCGUGAGAACGAGAUGAUCCAGGAGAUAGUUAAAUACGACCGGGAGAUGGUUCAGCAAGUUGAUGUACCCCGACAGAGGGCCAUGUCCAUGACACCUCCUUUACAUGGUGGCCUCUUUCCUCCAUCAAGUUCCUCCAUCCAGCCACCAAGUUCUGCAAUUGCCACUUUGCAGCAAGCUGUAGCCAUGAACUUUUGUCCCCCCAUGCAAGGGAACUCGGUAGGAGGGGGGAACCUGCAGUCCCCGAGGAUGGUUAGGAGAUUCCAGGUUAUAGAAAGUGCACCCAGCCCUGCCUCAGCCUCUCCACUGCAGUCUCAGCUCUUUGCUUCUGGUGCCUUUGCUCCCGUCCUGUCUAGCCCCCCUGUCCAGAGCCCCCUGGCAGUUGGAGGGCGAUCAUUCCAGUAUGGAGCUGGUGCCAUGGGCGGUCCAAACUCAGGCUCCCAGCUUUCUCUAGCCCAGCAGCACACAGCCAGCCCUGCACACAGGCCAAGCACACAUAAGAGUACCCAUUCCUUGCAAAUGGACAGUCUGAGCCAAGAUGCCAGGGCACUGUCUGCCUCUCAGCCCUCACUGCCUCAUGAGGGGGCACAACCAGGCGCCCCCAGUCCGCCCCACUCCACAAGAGUCUCUUCCACUUCCAUUGGACCCAGUCAGUCCCCAUCUGGUCACACAGGUGUCCGGAGUGCAAUUUCACACAGGGUCGUUCUGCCCCACCAGAUGUCCUUCCCAGCAGCAACCCUGCCUGGAUCCAUGCAGGGUUUUGGAGCUGGUCCAGGACUGGCAGUAGGAGGUUUGGGAACAGGUCAUGGAGAGUCAGGACUGCCCAAGAAAGACUCAAUAUCGAGCCUUCCUGAGACUGAACAUGUCAAAGUUAGAUCCAGGCUUUCCUCAAACUUGUGAUCUUAAUGAGACUCAACUGGAGGAGUGACUCAAUCAGGGGUUUGACUGCAGGAGCGGAGAUUUCUUUUCUUCCUACAGUUCCUCUUCUCUUUUCCACUCCAGUUUGACUAUCUGAAUGUAUGAAUGUCAAUGGAGUGGCAGCAGGGAGAGUCUAUACGGAGACUGUUCUUACAUCAUAAAGUCUGUACGGUAACUUUUAGAUCUCAAGCACUGAGACAUUUCUACCUACAAAGUAGUUGCACAAAUCAGUAGAAGUAAAGUAGCAUUUUCCCUACCCUGACUGUUUUAUUUAUGUCAUUCACAACAUGCUGAACAACGUGUUGGUGUUUAUGCUUCACUUACCCAUCAUUCUCCACAUUUUUUGAAAACCUAGGGUCAAAUGGGACUUAAAGAAAAUCAGGGACCUGCUUUGAAUACCAGAAAUUACCAAAAUAAUGGAGUUUGUAAUAAUUUGUAAUAAAAGCAAGGGGACAAAUUGUCUGGUUCCAGACAAGCCAUUGAUUUCCACAGGAGACGUCUGCAUUUUUAUUUUAAAGCUGUAUUAUUCAAGAUAUUCAGACUAACAGUGUUAUAAAUAAUAGAGAAGAAUGCAAACAGAGUUGCACUUAGUGAUAAACUCACCAAAAAUAAUGAUCAAAAAAAGGUAACUAAAGAUCAGACUAACAGAAGUGGAUAAAUGUAGCUUUGUGGGGGACACAAAUGACAGAUAUGCACUUCUUACUAACAGCAUAUUUCAUUUCAAAGUAAUCAGCUGAUAGACUGUAGCCAUGUGAGUGAUUUUCCCUGUUUUUUGGAAGCCUAUUAUAUGAAUGCAGUAGAAAUCAGUUAAAGCUUUGACAUUUUUAAACACUGCCAGACAAUAACAAAGAACUUUAUACGACUUCAAAUGUAAAUCCAUUCAAAUUCACAUAUCCAAACCAUAAAUCCAUUUUCUUUCAAACCUUAAUCUCAUGUUUCUUGCAGCAGUAGUUGUAAUGGCUGUGUGUCACUGAGCCAGUCAGUUAAUGAGACUCCUGCAAGGCUCAACCCAACUGUAAGCACUACAGUUUGAUUAGAAGCCAAGGACGGUGAAGAUACUCUGUAGGGUGUGUAUUGCAGUAAGCCUCUGUCAUUAAUUCCUCUUUAAGAAUGCCAGCGAUUUGUGUCCAAAGCAUUACGAAGGGACCUUUUCUCCCAGACCUGACAUUCUCUCCACCUCAUCUCACUGAAGCCUGAACCAUUACUGGGUAAUGAGAGUGGAAAUUGGAAUCCCUCUGGCCUGUUUAGGACUGUUAUUGUUCUCCUUCGACUGGAUUUUAUUACACAGUGCCAAUAAUAAGCUCAUCCUCUAUGAUCAUCCUGCAUUUCCUUUUUGUUUAGUUCCUGCUUUGCUCUCCACCUUGGAAGUUUCAAAUGGGAUCAUGUUGAAGGUUCUUGCACAGUAUUUUUACCCAGUGUUUUUUUAGGUCUAUUGUGUUUUGCUUUAUCACCAAAUUAUACCCCGUGGAACCUAUCUGAUGCCCAAAAUAACCCAUAUAGAUGCUUGUUAUGAGGAUGGUGUUUAACUGAACUUAAAGGGAAGAUUUUAGCAAUGAAGGAAAGGGCAUAAAGUGAAAGUGUCAAAGGAAGAUAACAAAUACUUUUUUUGUCCUUUUCUGUUUUAAUCAGACCCCAAAACAUGGUUUAAGCUGAAGAAUAAAAUAAAGGCUUAAAAUGUUUGAUCUAUCAAGAUAUGGAUGUCAGGAACUGAAAAAUGAAUGAACAAAUUAGAGACAUCUCAACUAAACUCAAUAAGUGGUGUUGUCAUUGUACAGCACAAGAAGCAAUAAGUAUCUAAAAACGAGUUGUCACUCUAUGCAGAUGAUUUCUUAAUGAGAUGCAAUACUUCACUUUUUGAGUGAUUUCGAAAUUUGUUUCAAAACACUAUUUUUGGAAGAUUGAAAAGGUUUUCAGUUUCAAAACACACUUCAUAGUGACAGUAACUUGACUAAUAUGGCUGUUAUAGCUAUGCGUGGACAUAGUUUUCAUUCAAAAUGUUUAUUCAUCAAGCUGAGUUAACUGUUACAUUAAAAAGAAAAUGUUUGACAGUUGACUAUUGUUUGAAUCUGUAACAAAAUGCAUAGUACUGUCUAUUACGGGCUGAUAUUUCUUGAGCAUACACAGUAAUAAAAGCAGAACAAACGAUUUGCAUAACAAAAGCUUCUUUUUCCAAACAGUCGCUCACAGUAUCACCCACAGUUUGUAUAUAAACCUGUGCCAGUUGCUGUGAGGUCUGCAUGGUUCCUCCUUUUGUGUAUUUUCUAAUUGUUUAUCUAUUCAGUCCUGGUAGAUUUCCAGGUCCUGCUCCUCUAACCAAUGCUACUUUGUGAUUUUUUUUCCUUUAUGACUGUAACUCUGCCAUCAAAUUAGCAUGUUGCCCAUGACUCUAAAAAAUGCCUUCUACCCUUUUUUUUUUUACAGCUAAUAUUAAAUGUUAUGUAAAUGUUACAACAACUCAGUUGUUCUGCUUCUUUCAGUACACCCUCCAGGCUUAUAUAGGCAACUUGUUCGUUUCAUCAUCAUCUACGGCAUUGUUUAUGUUUCCUCCGAGUUGUGAUUUCUUUUUUUACUCCUUCAGUCCCACAGCUUUUCCAAAUACUGUCCAUUCAGAUUUUUCAUGUGUCUUUGGUUUCAUUACUCAAGAUAAAGCAGGAGAGUUUAAGGUGUUUAAAAUGUUUACAUUCAAGGGCUGUUUAUUGGCUGGAACAAUGACGUGAUUUUGUGUCUCUAACGUUGUCACAGGUUUGUAUGUUCAUGGUUAUUUAAGUGAUUGCUAACCCUGACAGAUAUACAGUAUGACACACUUGUGUACUUGUUGUAUUUUGCAGUUUACAAUAAUAUUUCAUGUUGACCUGCUGUCAUUCAGCAUUUCAUUUUAUUUUGUUCCCUGGCUUUUCGUGGUUAAUCUCCAGCCUGCCCUCCUUCUCAGUCCCAGACCUGUUGUUAUGGAACGACAUUGAAAACAAAUACAGAAGCCAACAUGAUACCAAAACUCCUCCAUCACUACGAACUUCAGAGAAAUGCAGACUCACAGUGCAGUGCAAGCAUUUCUGCAUCAGGGACCUGAUUUUCUUCAACUGAACCAGUCUAUAGUUGUCACCUCCCAUAACAUGUACUGUGCAUACCUAGUGCCUAGCAUAUACUAUAGUCUCCACAUACAUGUACUACGUAUAUUGUUUAUGUGUGUGGCUGUACAAAAGAUGCAAGCUCCUCACAAUAAAGACACCACUGUCAGUUAUAUCCCACUGCAAUACAUGUAAAAAGGAGAGCAAAUAAAAUGUAUUUGACUACAACAUGAUUCUACUGCUUUGUGUUUAGAGAGUUAAUGUGGGUGUUGGAAAAGCACAAACAGGUUACUGGUUAAUGAUUUUGCAUAUUAUUUAUAGACUUUAAACUUUCAGUGCAAUAAAGGCAUGUGAUGGUGAAUUCCC